AUGCAGACAGAACAGGAGUGGGUGAGCUCUUUCUUCACUAGCCACAAGCUGCAGCCAAGUGAGAAGACACAAGCCCCUGUUUGGGUGAUGCAGUUAUGCCACACCUUAGCUAAGCUGAAGGACUGGGGAGAAGCAAAACAGCUGUGACCUCCUCUCUGGGAGCCUGUGAGUUUAUGUAGUCUUGGUAAGCCAUAAUUUGGCUUACCAUAUUGUGUGAACAGGGCCUAUAUAUAAAACGUUUGAUUGCAUUAUACAUAUCUGUCUUGCUGUUGAUUGUCAAAAUAGCAGCUCUGAAGUUACAGUGCAUCGAAGUUGUAAUUAACCUCAGGAGGAAAGCCUGCAAAUGGUAGUAUUCCUUCCAAGGUAUGUAGCAGUUGGUGGGGAGGAUUUGUAUUGGAACUGCAAUGCAUGGGGAAAGAGUUAACCCUCUUCCUACAUGCCACAAUUCUGAUCACAACCACUUUCCAUGGCUGCUAUUUAUUGACAGAUAUAUGUGCAAUACAGUAAUGCAUUUCACAUUCUGUCUAAUUUGGACCUCACAUGGAGACACAUGAUGGUUAUGCUUGGUAGAUCACACCCUUGCGUAUAUAUAACUGAGGUCUCUUUUAGAUUUCUUCUGACAGUAGGUCAUCUACUUUUACAGCGUCCAACCUGAGACACAGCAGAUUAGUAAUAAUUAUUUAAGUACUUUGCAUGGACAAUUUCUAAAUAUAUCUCAUGGCUGCUACUUAUAUCAAGUGUACACCAGGAGCAUAAUAAUUAUUCAAACUGAGAGUGUUUGAUGUGGAUUUUGAACAUUACAGUUUCCUGCCCAUAAAGAACAGUGACGCUUUAAGCAUUAAAGACCUUUACAUUAUAAAUCUACGUACUCACAAAUAAGUAUACAUGAACUGUAUUCUAUAAGAGUACACGGCUCUAGUAUGGCUAAUUUGGAACCCAAGUACAAGAAAUAUGUAAUCAAGUCUAUCCAUUAAGUCAGCUGAACAAAUGCUUCAGAACAAGUUGCAUCCUUGGCAUCUUUACAUUAUGUUACCUGGAAAAUCUUGAGUACCUGUGAUGCCACAGAUCGAUGGAGAAAUUAUGUCACAUUCCCAGUCAUUUAGGCAUCCCAACAAUUCAGUGUUCAACACCCUGAACAAAUCACAGUUCCCAGGAUGGCCUGAGGGAAACAAAAUGGUAUAGUUCAGGCAUAGGCAAACUCGGCCCUCCAGAUGUUUUGAGACUACAACUUCCAUCAUCCCUAGCUAACAGGAACAGUGGUCAGGGAUGAAGGGAGUUGUAGUCCCAAAACAUCUGGAGGGCCGAGUUUGCCUAUGCCUGGUAUAGUUUAAAGUGGUAUGAUAUUGCUUGAAAGCAGCCCUUCUUCAGAGCAAAUGCUCCAGAGGUUGUCUCAGUUGCUACAGUACAACUAUUGGGGAAGAACACUUACACAUACAACAGCAAAGGUGACAGUUGUAGAAUGGCAGCAGUGCCACCCACAACACCCAGGAGGAGAAAGGAGGCACAGUGGUGGAUGAGGUGGCAGUGGUGUAGAGGAGGAGGAAGAGGCAGUCCUCCACACUUGCACCAGGCCUGUUAUUCAACAGUUUUAUACAGGUCUUCUUGAUGACUGUGCCAUGUCUGUACAAUUCUCUCCCCUUAAGAGUCAUAGAUGGUAAUGUUACUAAGGGUCUUCCGCUCUCCAGUCAAUAUCUUUUCUCAAAAGCCUUUGGAGCAACUGACUAAUUCUGCCUUUGGGCUUUGGCUGUCUGUAUUGCCUUGAUGCUGUAAUUAAUAUUUGUAUGGUACUGUAUGGAUUUUAUUUUAAUUGAUUGUGCUUUGUAGAUGACAUUAUUUCAUAGUCAGCGUACACUUUGGGACCUUUGGAAAAAGAUAGUUUAUAAAUUCUAUGUAGUAAAUUAUAAUAUUUUUUUUGCACGGUGUCCUUCAAGAUGCUUAUGCCGUAUUUUGUUUUAUCCUCAUCUCAAUCCUGUAAGGUAGGUUUGGCUCAGAGUGAUGGAGUGCAGUGGGGUUGCAAUAACUGGGGUGGUGUCAGCAGAAUCAUCCCUGCUCUCCCCUCACAUGCAGUUGCAGUUAGGUAGAGGGGAAUGCCAGAAAUGGCUAUUUAGUUGAGCUUCUUGGCAGAAAGAGAUUGGGUCUCUGUACAGUUUACUUGCUGUGCUACUUUAAAUCAGCAUCCAAUUUUUAAUGUCACAUUAAAAACAACACACACCAUCCUUGUGGUAAAACACCACAGUAUUACUACAAGAGAAAAAAUAUACUUGGACAGUUACUAUGAAGUAGUGUCUGACCUCAUCACAGGAUGAGUCAUUGUUCCUCUGCCAGAAAAUGAAUGGGAUGUGAGGAUGCAUUCUGAGGAGCAUCUCCCUCUUGAGCCAACAAGCAAGAUCACCUUGACUCACUGGGGAUCUCAGAGUGCAACCAUAUUACUUUUAUUGUACAUGGAGGGAGGAGGUCAGGAGAGGGUGGACCCUGGGUUUGUGGAAGUAAAAGGCAUCCUCAUUCCAUAGCUGACAACAGGCCAGCAAGUCUGAUCAGUGCAAUUUCAUGACUAAUUGUGACAAACUCUUCAAGACAGCUUGGAGAACAGAAGUUGUUACCAACUGCCUCUGAAGGUUCACGUCAAGAUCAGUGGCUCUGUAAAACAAUGGAUCUGUAUUCCAAAUUUUAUUCCACUUUAAUACACCUUCAGUUUUGCUUCCCUCUCCUCCUUUAAGUCACUGCUUAAGAUUUUAUCAAAGCCUUUCUGGAACUAGAGCUACUCUAAUAAGCUACACCUGCUCUUUUAUUGCCUACCUCACCUUGCCUAUCCCUGUUAUUCAUAUGUCAUUGUCUGUCUCGUCCUGGUUUUCUCUCUUGCUUAACAGAUCUGACUUAACGUACCGUCAGCAGACUCAGACUGUGUACACACCAGCCCUUCUAUAGCACAAAAACGUAGUUCAUGCUGAUCUUUAACAUGCUUCUUUUGAUCUAGGUUGAUUCUAGAUCCUGCUAUCCACCAGAGUGGGUAUGGUUACCCAUACCCAUAUCCAUGCCUUUUCCUCCCUGCCCAUGCCCAAGGCAAAUGAAGCAAGAAAUGAUCAUAAUUUUGAUAUAUACCCACUUACAACACCAUUGGGCAGGUAUUGAUGUAGCUCCAUUGUCAGGACCGCUGGUAUCUGCUUUCAGCUGCACUACACUGCAGAGUAAUGCAGAAUCACUCUGCAAGGAGCUUUUAUUAUUAAAAUGAAGCUUGUUUCUCAAGAAAUGCCUUUCAGGGUAAAAAAAUAAUGCACUAGAUCUAGAUUAUGUGUGAACUACAUAGAAAAAGCAAGUACCCAUUCUCCAUUGAUUUGUAGAUCGGCAUUAAUUCAUCAGAAUUUAUUUUAUUUCAUAAAAUUUUUAUACCACUUGACUGUAAAAACAACAAUCUCAAAGUGGUUACUGAACCUGUAAAAAGACACACAGUGGUACCUCUGGUUACGAAAGGGAUCCGUUCCAGAGGCCUGGCUGUAUCCCAAAAAUUUCGUAACCGGAGGACCACGUCUGCGUACGCACGAGCAGCAAACCCACUUCCGGGUUUGCUGCGGCCGUAACCUGAAGAUUCCGUAACCUGGAGGUUACGCAGCAUGAAGUACCACUGUAUAAGUGUUUUAGACAGGAUUUGUGUAGAUUUGUUUUUUAUAUUCCGUGCAGCCUCAAGCACACCUGAUAGUAAGUAAAUAAAUGGAAAUGUUAAAGAUGUCUGUGCUGCCUCUUUCUCCAAAGGCACUAAAGGAGCUAACAAACAGUAAUAAAAACAGAUUUAUUUAUUUUUUAAAAAUGAUCAUUACCUCACAAUACAUGCUCAAAUAAUAAGUUAACAAAAUCCGAGCUGUUCAGCAAAUCCUAGAAGCACAAAAGUAACACUGAGGCAAAAUGAGAAGUGCUGACCUACCCCUGUUGAAGCAUCUCAUACCUAGGUUGCACAGCAGUGGCAUGAAGCACCAACACUGAUGCCAACCUCUGGCGAGAUCUUGCAAUAUUUUAGUGAGAUCUUUCUGGAAGCCGGCACCAAUGCUAGUGCCGCUUCUCCACCAGUGUGGUACUUUUAGCACCCAAUAUGACAUCCUGCCAAGAUCAUGUGACCACACAAAGCAGCUUGAUUUGGUCUUGAAAAAUGGUUAUGUGAUGAAAAGUCAAAGAAAAGGAAUGCAGACAUCUAUGAAAAUCCAAGUGGAACAGACAGGCCAUGUCUUCAGAAGACAACACCGUCCCAAAGUAUUGUAUCAAGAGAAGUUAACUUAGACUAUAAUGGGUGGAGGGUAAGUGGGUGAGGAAGAAUAGAUUUGUCUUCACCACUAUGGUUUCUAUUAUUCUGAAGCUGAUCUUUCAGGAUUUCUAUUUUGCAAAGAAGUAGAUAAAACUGGGGAAAAGGGAAUCUUUGGCCUCCAGAUGUGGACUCCCAUCAUUUCCAACCAGCAUGGCCAAUGGCUAGGAAUGAUGAGAGCUGAACUUUAGCAACAUCUGAGGGGCCACAGGUUUGCCACUCCUGGCCUGAAUGUGUUGAAAUAAAAUGGACAGAACCACAGACAACCUAUUGGCACAGGAGAAAAGAAAACAGCUGGCUUUGAACUAUUCAGAAAUGACAGAUUUUCCCCCUUGAAUCAUAGUCUGGGAGGUUGUUACAUCUUGUAGUUGGGUCUGUAGCUAUUUCAGCUCAAGUCAGCAGUGAGUCAUGAAUUUGAAGACAACCUGUAGAAAUCAAAUUUCUUAGGCCUGACUUUUUUCUGGGAAAUUGUGCAAGACAGAAACACAUAAAUGAAAAUGGGAAAAUGGACGUGAUAAACCUCUGACCGUAACCUUUUAAAUUCCUGCUACAGAAUGCACAUGCUUUGGCUGGUGAGUAGGGCCUCCUUGCAUGCAUUCAAUUGACACAAGGAGUGAAAGCCUGAAAAAGCUAUUACUUUGUUUAUACACAAUUACUGAUUCAUACAUCCAAUUUGUAUCCACUUAAUAUAGCAGGUUCUCUAAGCAAUUUGCAUAAAAUAUGCAAAAUAUAAGCCAUAGGUAAAUAUUAGGGAAAAUACCAAUAUCAUUUAUUUAUUAUAUUUGUCAGUCACUUUAUCUUGUCCAGCAAAACCCAAAAAGACUUGCAUACAACAAAACAAAUAGACAAUAAACCCCAUUUAGAUACAUUAAAGCCAAGAGGAAAGAGAAAUACAUUAAAACAUCCCACCCACUUAAAUAUGAAUACAAUACUGUACUUAAUACAACAAGAUUCGGUAAAAAUUAUAUAGACUGAGUAAAAAUAAAUAAAUCCAAUGAGACUAUAUGGAAUUAAAUGAAGCUGAACAAUGGAAAAAUAAAUAAAUAAGGAAUUAAGAGUUAGAGUGUGGGACAGCCUAGGUAAGCAUACACAAUUUUAAGAAGUGUUUAAAGCUCUUUGUUGUCUAUGCCUCCUGAAUUACUCGAGGAGGGCAUUCCAAAGCUAAAUUUAUUUACAGAGUUAUCUGAGGAUAAGAUGCAUGUCAUUAUACAUUUUCUCAAUUCCUAGGCCUGGAAUAGAGUGCAGUUACAGAAAAUUUGUAUGCUCAAAUACGUUGUGGACAUCUUCAGGGAGAGAGCUUUAGCACAUCUCCAUGAGCAAUUGGGGUAUGAGAUCAUGUGGAAACCUUCACUUCCACAGUUGUACAUGUGAAGCUCCCCUUCUUGCAGAGGCAUGUGCUGUAACAUAUGGACUCCCAGAAAAUGGUACUAGUUUCAGCACAUGAUGUCAAAGGCAGGGCUGGUUGGCACUGAUAGCAUGUAAGCAGUAAGGCAGGGGGAAAGCAGACUCUAGUUCCCCUCUUACACAUGCAUGCUUUAUUGUAAAAAGUAUACCAGCACUACUAGCUAAGGUAUAAUGUAUAAAACCACUAGUUUUAUACAUAAAUGGCACAGCCGUGUGCAUAACAAAUGUCAUUGGGCCUGAGAAUGAUUGCAUUCAAAAUGCAGGAACAUCAAACACCAGAACAUCCCUGCUUGAUCAAGCCAGUGGACCACCUUGUCCAGCUUCCUGUUCUCACAGUGACCAACUAGAUGCCCACAAGCAGGAUCUGAUUGUAACAGCAAGCUGCCUUCCUGAUGUUUUCAGCUACUGGUAUUGAGAAGCAUACUGUCUCUGACCCUGGAAGCAGAACGUAGCCUCUGUUAAUUUGUCUAAGCCUCUUUUAGAGGCAUCCAAGCCCGUGGCCAGCACUGCCUCUUGUGGGAGCAAUUUGGUGUGUGUUUGUGGCUGAUUAGCUGCUCUCCCUGUGCAAAGGUCAGAGGGGGCAGGGUUUCUGUUGAGUCAGGUGAUUAGCUGUGGGAGGAGCUUAUCAGAGCUUGCAGGGCAGCAGCUGAAGGAGGAGCAAAAGGGUUUUCUUGUGUGUGUGCUUGUGGCUGAUUAGCUGCUCUCCCAGUUUGAUCCAUCUUUUAGAUUUAGGGGAGCUAGUCUCAAACGUUUGUUGGGGGAGACCUAGGUUUUUUUUUGGGGGGGUUAUUUGUCCUGUCUUCACACUUUUUAAGAUGGAGGACCACUGUAGCCACCCCAAACGACACGUUUUCAAGAUGGAGGGUGAGGGAACAGCUGCAGUCACCUGCGGUUCCUGCGCAAUGUUUGCCAUCUUGCCAAAGGUUGCAGGCAGCUUUACCUGCAGCAAUUGUAUGUUGAUUGCCCUCUUAGAAGACAAAGUCCAGCAACUGGAGGAACGUGUAGCUACGCUCCAAAGAAUUAGAGAGCUGGAGCUCUUCUUGGAAGCAACAGAGAACACCGUCUCCACCAAGGAGGAGACAGGGGACACCCCUAAGAAGGAGGCUAGUUUACCAACACAGGUGCCAGAUAUAUGGAGAAACGUGACUCAAAGAAGUAGGAGGCCCAGGGUUCGCUCUGAUUGUUUAGAAAUACACAAUCGCUUUGAAGUCCUCUCCCCUAGCAUGGAAGACGAAGAACAGACUCCAUUUGAGGAUCUCUCCCUCAUUACAGUCGAUCAGGUAUAUGAAGACGAGCAGCAAAGUCAGUCCUCAGGGAAUGUGCAGGCGACCUUGGAACGGACAGCUCAUGGAAGAACCCCGACCAAACCUAAGAGGAGGCGUGUAGUGGUGAUAGGGGAUUCCCUACUGAGGGGAACAGAAGCAGUGAUCUGUGGGCCUGACAAGAUGUCUCGGGAAGUGUGCUGUCUCCCGGGGCUAAGAUCCAAGAUGUAACUGAACGACUGCAAGGAAUCAUAAAACCCACUGACAAAUACCCCCUCCUCUUGGUUCAUGUGGGAACCAAUGACACUGCAAGCAAUAGCCUCCAGAAGAUCAAAAGAGACUACGAGGCUCUGGGCAGGAAAUUGAAGCAAUUAAAUGCACAAAUUGUCAUCUCAUCUGUCCUCCCAGUUGAACGACGUGGCCCAGGGAGAGAGGGAAAAAUAGUGGAAGUGAACAGCUGGCUUCGCAAAUGGUGUAAACAGGAACGGUUUGGAUUCUUAGAUCACGGACUGCAGUUUCUUGAAGAUGGACUUCUGGCAAGCGAUGGGCUGCACCUCACAACGGUUGGGAGAAAUGUUUUUGCCAAAAAUCUCAGAAACCUCAUCAGGAGGGCUUUAAACUGACUAAUGUGGGGAGGGAGACAGUGCUCCUGAAGGUAGGAGUCUAUCAAUUGAUGAAGAUGAUCAUCCAAAUGUCAUAGACCAAAUGGAGCAAACAGCACGCAGACCUAGUGGUGGGAGGAAAAAUCCUUAAAUAAGAGACACGGGGAAUGAUUAAUGGACUUCAAUGUCUGUACACUAAUGCACAAAGCAUGGGAAAUAAACAAGAUGAGCUUGAGCUCUUGGUACAGCAAACUAAAUAUGACAUAAUAGGCAUCACUGAAACCUGGUGGGAUAAGUCCCACGAUUGGAAUGUAAUAAUGGAGGAUACAAUCUAUUUCAGAGAAACAGACCAGACAAGAAAGGAGGAGGAGUGGCGUUAUAUGUCAGGGAUGUGUAUACCUGUGAAGAGAUCCAAGAUUUAGAACCUCAAAGCCAAAGUGAGAGCAUUUGGGUCAAAAUUAAGGGAGAGAAGAAUAACAGUGACCUCAUUGUGGGAGUUUACUAUAGAUCCCCAAGCCAAACGGAGGACAUAGAUGAUGCCUUCCUGGAACAGAUGGCCAAGCAUGCAAAAGGAAGGGAGAUAGUAGUAAUGGGGGACUUCAAUUACCCGGAUAUUUGUUGGAUGUCAAACUCAGCCAAGAGCAUAAGGUCAAACAGAUUCCUCACUGGCCUUGCAGACAACUUCAUUGUCCAGAAAGUGGGAGAAGCAACAAGAGGAACAGCCAUUUUAGAUCUGGUCCUAACCAAUGUUGAUGACCUGGUUAGUGGGGUAGAAGUGGAAGGAUCAUUAGGCGCGAGUGAUCAUGCUCUUCUGAAGUUUACUAUACAGCGGAAAGGAGCAGCCAAGCAUACUAGGACUCAAUUUCUUGACUUUAAGAAAGCCGACUUCAUAAAACUUAGGGAAGUGCUGGGUGAGAUCCCAUGGACAGUAAUACUAAAAGGAAAGGGAGUUCAUGAUGGCUGGGAGUUUGUUAAGAGGGAUAUAGUAAAAGCACAACUUCAGGCAAUACCAAUGAGACGGAAACAUGGAAGGUGCCUAAAGAAGCCAGGGUGGCUAUCUAAAGAACUUUUAACUGAGUUAAGAUUAAAAAGGAUGUGUACAAAAAAUGGAAAAGGGGAAACCACCAAAGAGGAAUUCAAACAAAUAGCCAGCACGUGUAGACACAAAGUCAGAAAAGCUAAAGCACAGAAUGAACUCAGGCUUGCUAGAGAGGUUAAAAGCAACAAAAAAAAGCUUUUAUGGGUAUGUCCGUAGCAAAAGGAAGAACAAAGAAACAGUGGGGUCACUCAGAGGAGAAGAUGGUGAAAUGCAAACAGGGGACACAGAAAGGGCUGAACUCCUCAAUGCCUUCUUUGCCUCAGUCUUCUCCGAUAAAGAAAACAAUGCCCGACCUGAAGAAUUUGGAGCAAAUGAUUCAGCAGAGGAAACACAGCCCAGAAUAACGAAGGAGAUAGUACAAGAAUACUUGGCUAGUUUAGAUGUAUUCAAGUCUCCAGGGCCAGAUGAACUGCAUCCAAGAGUAUUAAAAGAACUGGCAGAUGUGAUCUCAGAACCACUGGCAGUCAUCUUUGAGAAUUCCUGGAGAACAGGCGAAGUCCCGGCAGACUGGAGGAGGGCAAAUGUUGUCCCUAUUUUCAAAAAGGGGAAAAGAGAGGACCCAAAUAAUUAUCGCCCAGUCAGUCUGACAUCAAUACCAGGGAAGAUUCUGGAGCAGAUCAUUAAGCAAACAGUCUGUGAGCAUCUAGAAAGGAAUGCUGUGAUCACCAAUAGUCAGCAUGGAUUUCUGAAAAAUAAGUCAUGUCAGACUAACCUGAUCUCGUUUUUGACAGAAUUACAAGCCUGGUAGAUGAAGGGAACGCAGUGGAUGUAGCCUACCUUGAUUUCAGCAAGGCAUUCGACAAGGUGCCCCAUGAUAUUCUUGUAAAGAAGCUGGUAAAAUGCGGUCUUGACUAUGCUACCACUCAGUGGAUUUGGAACUGGCUGACUGACCGAACCCAAAGGGUGCUCAUCAAUGGUUCCUCUUCAUCCUGGAGAAGAGUGACUAGUGGGGUUCUGUCUUGGGCCCGGUCUUAUUCAACAUCUUUAUCAACGACUUGGAUGAUGGACUCAAGGGCAUCCUGAUCAAAUUUGCAGAUGACACCAAACUGGGUGGGGUGGCUAACACCCCAGAGGACAGGAUCACACUUCAAAACGACCUUGACAGAUUAGAGAACUGGGCCAAAACAAACAAGAUGAAUUUUAACAGGGAGAAAUGUAAAGUAUUGCACUUGGGCAAAAAAAUGAGAGGCACAAAUACAAGAUGGGUGACACCUGGCUUGAGAGCAGUACAUGUGAAAAGGAUCUAGGAGUCUUGGCUGACCACAAACUUGACAUGAGCCAACAGUGUGACGCGGCAGCUAAAAAAGCCAAUGCAAUUCUGGGCUGCAUCAAUAGGAGUAUAGCAUCUAGAUCAAGGGAAGUAAUAGUGCCACUGUAUUCUGCUCUGGUCAGACCUCACCUGGAGUACUGUGUCCAGUUCUGGGCACCACAGUUCAAGAAGGACACUGACAAACUGGAACGUGUCCAGAGGAGGGCAACCAAAAUGGUCAAAGGCCUGGAAACGAUGCCUUAUGAGGAACGGCUAAGGGAGCUGGGCAUGUUUAGCCUGGAGAAGAGGAGGUUAAGGGGUGAUAUGAUAGCCAUGUUCAAAUAUAUAAAAGGAUGUCAUAUAGAGGAGGGAGAAAGGUUGUUUUCUGCUGCUCCAGAGAAGUGGACACGGAGCAAUGGAUCCAAACUACAAGAAAGAAGAUUCCACCUAAACAUUAGGAAGAACUUCCUGACAGUAAGAGCUGUUCGACAGUGGAAUUUGCUGUCAAGGAGUGUGGUGGAGUCUCCUUCUUUGGAGGUCUUUAAGCAGAGGCUUGACAACCAUAUGUCAGGAGUGCUCUGAUGGUGUUUCCUGCUUGGCAGGGGGUUGGACUCGAUGGCCCUUGUGGUCUAUUCCAACUCUAUGAUUCUAUGAUUCCACAGUUUAUGUGCUGUGUGAUUUGCAACAGGGACAUUGGGUUGCAGAGGCUUUUUACUGGUUGCAGGGGACUGCAGGGGGGGAGGAGACGAAGAGAGAACUCCAUUGCAUGAACUUACAUGUGUUUGGAAUUUUACUACAUGGCAUUGCAAAGGGGAGGCAGUGCAAAGAAGGCAGGUUUCUUCUUGUAUAAGCUUCCUGAGAAGUUUUACAAGAAGGUGGGAAGUGUUGACGUACAUUGUCAGUGUCUAUGUCGUUAGCUGAAGGCAAGCGGUAACCUUGUGUCAUUUGAGUGAUGGGUGGAACGUGGUAUUUCCCAAAUCAGAUUAUUCACAACAAGACAAAGUAAUUGGUGUCAUUAUCUGAAAUAAUAAAGCUGCUGUUUUCUGCUUGUCCGAAAGGUUUUGUCGCCAUGAUCAAAGAGGGCAGGGAGAAGACAGGAAAUGUCAAAAGGCGUCAUAUGCUAAUUGUCUAUUGUAAAUACAUAACCCAGAUUGUCAGACUGGUUAAAGGUAGUAGUGCAAAGACCCAAUUUGUGCUCACACUUAUGGCAACAGCAUUGACAAAUUAGAUAAGGAUGGUGCAUUAUCACAGGGACAGAUAAGUUUGCAUACACAGGUUCCAGGUUACCUCCCACAUUAAAAAAUAAAAAAUGUGUGACUUCCCACAUACAAAAACCAGCCAUGCCUUUUGCAGAGCUAAAUGUGUGAGUUGAAAAUCUGUCACAUUUACAGCCAGUAUGGUGUGAAUAAUAUGCUAGACUUGGGCUGCAGAGACAUGAGCUCAAAUCCAUGCUCAGGCACAAAGCUCAGUGGGUGAACCUGCAACAAUUGGGUCUCUUUUUAAGAGUCAUGCAGAAUUCUGGUACCUUUAGUUUGUUACGAGUGCUGUAGGUCUGUGAGGCCAGCACCCUUAACAAACUAUAGUUCCCAGGUUGCUUUGGGGAUGUGGAAGGCAUGACUGGUAUAAGAGUGCAUGGUGUGGAUAUGAUACCUCAUAGGAUUGUUCUGUGGAUAAAUUGGCAUAACCUUACAUAUGACACUCUGAGGUCCAUGGAGGAAAAAGUGCUAUUUUUGUUAAGACUAAUGCAUAAGAACAGGGAGUGCUAAAAGAAUGUGGGUGCUACAAAGUCCACUUCCUCUGGCCAGGACUUGGGCAGCAGAAUCCUGUGGGGCAGUGAGUGCCCCGCCCUCCCCUGUUCAUCAAACCCUAUUCAGCUUGCCAGCCAGGUGCUUGGCAACCCCCGCCCCCAGCUUUUGCAGUUCUAGAUAGGCAGUCAGGGUGUAUGGGGUGUUAGGGGAAGGGUAGUACCUCUGGUGUGGGCACAUCAUGCUCCUUCUGGGGUAGUUUGUCCACCUUUGGUCUCUGCAUGCAGUUCUCAACUGUGGCUCCUAGAAGCUAUCAGCAUGUGAUAGCGGCCACAUCCCAGGAAUGGCUCUGACUGGCCAACUAAACCAGGUGAGGGUAACUAAUGGGUCUCAAACUCUUGGUGAGUUAAGGAUUUCCUUUGCAUGCAAAGACAAGCUCUGGCAGAUUGAGCAGACAAGACCAAUGCUGGGUUCAAUGGUCAAGAAGGCGCUUUCUGCACAUACACUAGAGAAGCCUUUCUCAACCUUGGGUCCCCAGAUGUUGUUAGACUACAGCUCCCAUCACCCCAGCCUGGCAGGACCAGUAGUCAGGGAUGAUGGGAGUUUUAGUCCAAUAACAUCUGGGACCCAAGAUCGAGAAAGGCUGCAUUAGAGGGAAAUGAGGGGCUGAUGGGACUCAUCAACCUGGGAAAGUAGCCCAUUUAGGAGAAUUCUGGUCCUAAACCUCUGUUGCCUUGCACAAUAUAUUCAGGAGAAGAAAAGACUAAGGAAUAAAUACCACACAAAUCUGGACUGGAAUUGCUAAAAUGGUUGGAUGGUACCUUGUAUACCUCCUUUCGACAACUCCAUCAGCCCAGCUGGUCCAAAAUGUAUUGCUCUGCUUUCAUUUGGUCCAGAUCAGUGAGGCUGAAAGGGGAGGGGGGGUCUUGUUGUCUGGGCAUCCCAGGACCUCCAGACACACUGCCCAGGCUUGCUCCCUGAGGAUGUCAUUUUGGUGCUGCUAAUGCAGUGGCUUGGAUUCACCCCUGGAGGCACACUCCAUUGUCUCUCAAGACAUAUGGAUGCUAACAAGCUACAGGAGAGUUCUUGGUGAAUUACCAUAUAGGGUUUGUGGGCUAUGCUCAGACUGACAAGUCACAAGCUUGUUUUAAUUUCAGCUGAAGUAUGCCUGCAAGAUUGGUCUGCGAUAGCACAUUUUGCAUGCUGCUACAGUAGUGUCCUCAAUGUAUCCAUGCAGUCUUCACUAUCCUCAAAUCUGCAGGAUAUUACAGAUGUAGGUUAAUUCCAACUCUUGGGCCUUUCAUGUUGGAGCUUUAUGAAACUUUAUGUUGUUUACUGUUUUGAGGUGGGGUUGGAAAUUUAAAUGCAGUGGCAUAGCGUGGGGGGUGCAGGGGGGGCCGGCCGCACCGGCCGCAACAUCUGGGGGGCGCGCGCUCGCACUCGAGUGCUAAAAUCCACGGGUUAGGGGGUGCAAAUUACUUGCCUUGCCCCGGGUGCUGACAACCCAUGCUACGCCACUGUUUAAAUGUAUUGUUUCUAAAUGGUUUCUUCUUGCUAAGCAGCAGAGUUGAAGCUGUGUGGAGUCAGUAUGAAUAGGGCUGCAGUCCACACAGCUGUGGAAAAGUAGAAAGGGCAGCUUUUCCCGGUUUCCAGUAACUCACCAAACCAGCAAUGUGGGAAGCUCAUGAAUGGACUUGCCUUGGGUUAAGCUGUUUGGUAGGGACUAAGGAGUUAACAACUGCCCAUUGUUGUAGCUGCCUCCCUCUUCUCUCCCUCCCCCUUCCCUUUUCCCUAUGCCAGACUAGUUCAGAGGUACCUGAGGCAGUUGGGACAUUAUAUCAGACUGCCUCUUGAAAAAAAUGAAAUAAAAUGACAGGUGACAUGUAGACAGUUUCUUUCUAAGGCACAGGCAUGCCCUUUUCUCUUAACUGAAGCCUGGUUUCUUUAUUGUUUAAUGACAGGCUGUGACAGAAACAGAAGGAAACCAAUCUGUGUUUUCCCAGUGCCAGCUACCUAAUGAGUCAUGGCGUCUUAGCCAAGCAGGUGUGACAUCUGAUACAAUAUAAGUACGCACACCACCCUUCCUUGAAGCGUUUCUUUACCCAAAGGAGGGGUAUCUAAAUUAACUUGUAAACUCAGUACCAAGCCCUCUUUUAAUUGGCAAGCUGAGUGUGUGAAAAUGCUGACUGAAUGCUAUUCAUAAGUGCUAGCAUUUUAGAAGGGCAUACUUGUGGGUGGGGCACGUGAGGGAAGGUGAGGAGGGGGAACCUCCCAUGAAUAUGGUUUCCCUACAGGUUUAGGAUUGGCUGAAAAACUGUGCUUUGAAAUUUAUGUGGCCCUUUGAUAUCUGCCUACGGAAUAUAGUAAUGAGAACCAUGGAACCUGGAACAAACUCUGUGAAUGCAACUGAAUGAAACUCCUCCUCUGAUAUCAAGGGUGGACUCAGAUGACACAGCAUUGCAUGACUGCCGCUUGCAACCUCAUUGUGCAGAGGAUUCCAGAGGAGUAGCCUGUUAGUCUAGAGCAGAAGCAACAAAGAAUGGGAGUCUGCAGCCACAGGGGAGCCAAUUACCUUUAAUGAGACCCAGCAGCAAAGAAUGUGUGAAUCAGCCAAGAAACACCAGCUCGUUCAGAGAUAUAUCUAUUUAUGUGCAUAUAUGUAUAUAUGGAGGGAGAGAGGUGCACACACAUGCACACACAUGCACACCAAUCACAUAUAAAAUACAGUAAAUUUAAGACAGUGAAGUAUCCUGAUGUAGACGAGCAAAGGUAAAACACAGAGCAACAACAGUUUUACAACUCCACCAGCAAUAGCAAAAUAAGAACAGAUUGGAAUACGAAGUUUUAAAGGUUUGUGUAGAAGCAACUAAAAUGGGUACAAAACACACCUCCUGAGAGGCGGAGGUCUAUGGAGAUGGGACCACCACCAAUAAGGCCUGUCUCUCAUGUGCCUACUAAUCUAAUUGACCCUGAUGACUAGCUGGCAACAAAGGUCUCUGUAGCUGAUCUUAGGGCCUGGGCAGGUUCAUUGUAGUGCAAGCGAACCGUCAAAUACCCAGGUCACAAGUGAUUUGUGGCUUUAAAGAUAUCCACCUGCACUUUAAAUUGGCCUGAAAGUGCAUCAGCAACCAACACAGCUGAUGCAGAACUAUGACUUAUACUCUGACUACUUGGUCCCCACAAACAGCCAGGAAGCUGUGCCUAGCCAAAACUUCUGAACCAUCUUCAGAGAGACUCCCAUAUUGUACAUUACAGUAGCCUAAUAUAUGUGAAACACUUUGAAUUUUUGAAAAGUUCCUUCUGGAGGAAGGGCAGGAUAUAAACUGAAUGAAUAAUAACAUAAAUGUGUCUGACUACAGGGUGAACUGAGUCUACCAGAGCUGAAAAUUAUGAGGUUGGGGGCAGGGAGAGGUAUUAAGUUCUAAUUCAGGGCAGGGAAAGAAAGAGUAGGCUAAUUACCAUUGUACAUACUUUGAACCCUCAGGAUGGAGCAGACUAUGUGUCCAGUAAAAUAGUUUGAAAGGCUAAGUGAAGUGCACUGUAUUUCUAUACACACAGAAAGCAUAAUUUUGUCAAUUGUUUGAGAAUUAGCAAGAUGCAUUCUAGCACUGCAAAGAAGAACAGCACAAUUUCUACGGGAACAGUCUCACUAAAACAUUAGAUACAGCAGGAACCUGGCAGUGUUCCAGUGAUUAGGGUUGUCAUAUUUCAAAAAGUAAAAACAAAGACAUCCCAAAAAUGUGAUUUUUCGAUUGACUUGCCUAAAAUCCAGAACAAAAAUUCAGAAAUCCCCCCUGGAUGUCAUUUCUGCCUUUGAAAGCCCAGUAAUGUCUGGGAAAAUCCGGGUGUAUGGCAGCUCUACCAGUGAUGGGUAAGCGGGACAGGAAACUACAAACAGAACUGCAACCAAGGAAGACUGGUAGGGGGAAUUAGACAUAUUGUAAACUGAUGGAAUAGUAUCAUCUCAGUAGCAUCUAUUUAUGGGAUAUUGUUGGAAUUUAGUGAGUAUGUAUUUUAAUCAACCAAGGCCUAAACUAAGGUUUAUCUUUUGCAGACUGUUUUGAAGGAGUUGUUUUAUCCUAAGUACUUUCCCAUGAAAGCAUUUGACAUGAUGAAUUUUGUCAAGUGAGUGUCACGGAUAGGAGGAGGAUACAAAUGAUUAUUCGGCUUGGUUAUAAAUGCCAAUCUCAGUGCAGUCAUCAUUAAAUCUACACCAGUUUCAUGAGAAAGCAGGAAGAGGCAUGUUCUAGUGAUAGAUCCAAGGGUAACCAUCUUCUCAAGUGGCUUUUAUGAGAUAAAUCUAUACAAAGGAAACACAAAAGUUUACUAUGUGAAGGCUUAACCUCGGUUUCUUCCUUUUUCUCCUUCUCUAAGUCAAAGAAUACAUUCCAUUGAUGUCAGUGUAUGUGCAUUCCUGCCAAUGUGGGAUUGUGUUCAUGUGCAUCUAGUGCCAUUCUGCUCAUUACCACUUUAAACACUUGUUUUGUAAGCUACAUGGUUUUGGAAUAGAUUAUAAAAAGGGUCUAAUUCACAUAACCUUAUUUUUUGCCUUUUAAAGUCACAUGGAAGUGAAUUUUUGAGAUUUGAAUUUAUUGAGAUGGUUUGGUUGUGCCAACCAAGCUAAGGUAUAUGCCCUUAAAAAUACAGACUAAACUGCAUACCAGGCCACUGCAUAGCCAUAGGUCAACUCUUGUUCUUUUGAACUUCGAAAUGAAUUUUCCCCAAAUACUUAGUAUCAGCUGGUUUGGACAAUGUGUUCUGCAUCUAAUGACAGUCCAUGACAUUUGACUGUUCCAUAAUUACAGCUUUAAAUGAGAAGAUAUUUCAUGGCAAAUGUUGUUGGCAUCUGCCUGUCUUGAGAGGCAAUGGAGUGUACCUCCAGGGAUGAAGUCAAACCCUAUAGUGACCUCUCCGGGGCAUAAGCUUGGACAGUGUAUAUUGUGCCACUAGUUUCUGUAAGGACACAUAUAUAGCUGACAUUUGCACUUACUGGGUGUAAGAUCUAUGACGUGUUACAUGUGUCAAAAGAUGCAUAAGACUUAAAUCUGCUUCCAAUGAAAAUGUGUAUGUGGAGGGAAUCUAUUGCUUCAGUGGAAAUGCCCAUUAGUUUCACUACCUUAACAUCUGUCAAUUCUUUCUAAAGGACUCAUAAUCCUUUGCCAUUUCUACAUAAGAUCCAAGUUAAUUUCUUGAAGGGAGCGUUGUCUAGACUCUUUGCCUCCAUUAAAAAAAAAAGUAACUGCUGGCACUUGGUAGCUUGCAAGACUAGAUAGUCAGGAUGAAAACCUGUGCAGUAAACAUAACACAGCAAUUAGGAGGAGUUAAGUUGCAUUGCUCAAGGGAGGAGCUUCAGUGGAACGGUGUGUGGUAUGAAUAUCCUUGGUAGUGCUUCUGAAAAAUGCAAAAGUAAAAUCUAUAGAUAGGCAGAUUGCCAGAUAUGUAAACUAGUAACUUUGGACACUUCAAACACCUGUGAGUCUACUCUCAUGCAGUUUACAAACAUUAAAAACAGUAGACUGUCUUCUGGAUUAUAGAACUACCAUGUGGUCUAUCUUCUCUCUUUGGGAAAUAAAGGUUUACUUUGAGAUAGGUAUUUUUUUAUAUAUCAGAUUGUAUUGUUUGCCACAUUAAAAUGUCUGAGAAGCUUGUUCCAUUGGGAGUUUUUCUUGGAAAAGGCAGGGACCAGGUGAGUGCUUGAAGAUAGUCCUGUUUUCUGCAAGGGUGGAUGGGGUGCUUGAUGGAUUACACAUGUUCCCUCAUGAAGAGGUUGACGAGUCUUAGCUAGUUCAGGCAGCUUGGCAGAUAAACAAUGCUGGCAACACAUAGCAGAGAGGUUGGCUUAGGGGUUUGCAUUGUUAAAGCCUGUGUUUAGUUUUCAGUGAAACAUGGUCAAUAAAGCAUUUAACUGUGUAUUUCAACUCAUAGCUAUCUUAAAGUGUGAACUAUGUAAUUUACAGGUGCUUAGCACACAUGUCUUCCUUAAGAAGCACAUGUGCUUUAAUAUCUGGCUAAUUAGGGUGGAUCCUCAUGCUAGGUUUGAAGAACGAGAGUGCUCAGAUCAGGACCACAGCAUGAGGGUAGGAGAGCUUUAACCCUUGGCCACUGGUUGACUGCCCCCCCCACUGUCUGCUAUUAGCUUUGGGGGAAAGCUCCUUGCAACUGUAAUAUACUUUUAGAAAGCCACUCAUGCAAUCUGCUAAUUGUGUGAACGGCAUCAAAUCUGGUUUGACCUUUGGUGACCCUUGCCCAAAGGAUGUUUUUCUGCAAGAUGCUUGCUUAGUUUUCUCCUCACAUUUUCCAUUUAGCACAAAAGACAUGAACGAGGGUAUAGCUAUCUUCAGGCUUUUUUACUUAUUUAUUCAUUUACUUAUAUUACAUUUAGAUGUUCCUGCAGACAAUCGGAAGCCACACCUUGGUUUCUGAACAUUUUGGAAGUCGAACGAACUUCCAGAACGCAUUCUGUUUGAAAACCAAGGUACAACUGUAUGCAAUUUUGCCUAAUAUGCACAUUUCUGCAAAGCGGUUUUACCUAAUAUAAUGCAUUUUUGUAUGCUACUAUAUGCACACUUUACCCAGGUAUAUGCAUUUUUGUACACAUUACUUGGGAUGUGGGUGGCGCUGUGGUCUAAACCACAGAGCCUAGGGCUUGCCGAUCAGAAGGUCGGCGGUUCGAAUCCCUGUGAUGGGGUGAGCUCCUGUUGUUCGGUCCCAGCUCCUGCCCACAUAGCAGUUCAAAAGCACGUAAAAGUACAAGUAGAUAAAUAGGUACCACUCCAGAGGGAAGCUAAAUGGCAUUUCCGUGUGCUGUUCUGGUUCACCAGAAGCGGUUUAGUCAUGCUGGCCACAUGACCCAGAAGUUGUCUGUGGACAAACGCUGGCUCCCUUGGCCUAUAGAGCGAGAUGAGCGCGCAACCCCAGAGUCGUCCGUGACUGGACCUAACGGUCAGGGGUACCUUUACCUUUACCUUAAACAUUACUUGGUUGGAGAACUGCAUUGCAAAAUUUGGAGAAGUGCAAGUUUUGAAGAACCAUCUCUUAUUGUUUUGCAAGGUAAGCAUGCUCACCUUUAAAUGCAAACUGAAUCCAAUUUCUUCUUCAUCCCUACCUACAAUGUCCAUCAGCUCCCAGACAGCCCUGUUUUGUAGUCCAAAACAUCUGGAGAGCUCCAGGUUGCUGAAAGCUGCGAUCAAGCAAUGCCUGUAUUGUCAUAGUGUCAAAUUUUCAGUGGAAUCUAAUUUUCAGAAUCUUCAGUUCUGCCGCCAAGUCUAACAUCGACAAGGAACAGAAUGCUGUUUAUGGAAAUCAGUUAUUUUUCCUGUUCAACAAAAAUCAAACAGCAGCAGUUACUGAACAACCUUCUGUGUUUUUACUGGAUAAACAUUUAACUUUCCUUCAGCUGUCCAUGCCAACACCCACAUUGUGUGAUGAGAUAAAUAUUUUCACCUAGACUUUCCAAGCACAACACACACUAAAAAUACCCCUACAUAUUUGUAUCAGCCACAGAUAUUGACAUAGCUAGAGCAUUAAGGAGCUGCCAAGACCAAUUUCCUGUGUUUUCAAAUAAGGAAACAAUUGGAGAUAUUCUGAUUAGAAGUCAGACAACCAGAUCUGGAAACAGCCAUUUAUCUACCGUGAUAGAAAUGGAAGCUUGUACUCCAGUAGAUAACAUGAUAUUCUACAUGUUAGCAAAUAGGGCUGAACCAUGAAACACUUCCCUACUAACCACUGAAAAGGAAUGUUAAAAUAUUCUUUAUUGGUACACAGCAAUAUCUCUUACUCUUUUCAUUUCCUUUUAACAUUGAAAUACUAACCCCUUAUUAUGAAGGCAAUUGUGACAUUGGAUACACUUGGAAAUGCAGAUGGUUGUGUGUUACUAUGUGUUACUAAGUGUGUUGCUAUGGCAUGUAGUGCCCCUCUUCCAGCUUCUGGAACUCUUCCAGCUUUGCCCACUUGGGUAGAAAUCCUCUGCUGGUGGUAGUGCUGCUGGCAGUAACUGGCAGAAAGGCUUGGAACAGGGUGUUUCAGGAUGGGGUGGUGUGGUGGUGACUUUAGAUAACUGGAUCCUGUAGAUCCUCUGAGGGGGCCUAUUCUUGGUCACUUGGGACUAUGCCAGCUUGGAGGUGGUGUGGCAAUAAGAAAACAAAACACUGCCCCCACCUUCUAUAUUAUGAGAACCAGCAGGACUUGGGGUCUAGCACUCCACUACUUCCCAUCCCAUUAGGAUUGCUCUGCCUGAGAUCUGAACCUUCUCAUGCUUAGAGUAGUCUCAUUUACUUCACUGGGAUUACUCUAAGCUUCCAUCCAAUGUUACUUGUUGUUUUUUUCCUUUUUAAACUGCUAAGUUGUGGUCAAGCCAUAAUUCAUUCUUGUUCUCAGAGUCUGAAACAAUCGUUUUAACACAGGUGGGGUUUGGUCCUCACUUUUGAAGGUAAGGUAUUGUUUUGUUCGCUUGCUUAUAAAUGCACAGAUAGAAAGAGUUUAGCUCUUUUGUACUGUGGUUUCUUCAUAAAGUAACAAUGACGAUCAGUUGCUUAGCUCAGGUACCCAGGUACCUCCUCUGCUUUCCCUUCUUCCACCUGAAUUUUACUGCAUAUUACUAAUUUUAAUGAAGGAUUACUUGAACUAUGCAAACCUUGAUAAGUUGGUAAAUGUAUCAUUGGCUAUGGCCAUUCAUUUUUGGUUUUUGAUGACAUAAACCUUUGAUACAUUUAUUACAAACUAGCUGGUAAUAAAUAUAAUAUUGGUUAGUAGAAAUGACAAUUGGGUUUUUAAUUAUAUAAAUCUGAUUCAUAUGGAACUAGGAACUCUUGGCAGCCUAUGAUGGUUGGACCACACCUAUAAAAGGAAUGGUAGUUGCCACUGUACUGGUUUUAUUUUGGGGUGUGUGUGAUGGUAAUAUGGACCUCCAUGUUUUCUUCUUAAUGCCCAUCAUUUAUUCAUUAUUUACCAAUUAUGUAGAUACAUCAAAUAGUUUCCUGGUUUAGAGGUAACUGUAUGCAUUUGCUCUUUAUGCUUCUGAAAUUCCUCAGAAACCACAUCACUGGUGAGGUCCAAGCUUUCAAAUUGGCAUGACCUGACUUGCUGUGUGGAACUCAUCAUAAAGAGUAUCGUUUAACACAUUAUUCAUAAGGAUGAUAUAAAAAUUAAUACAGUGGUAUGCGAUCAAAUACAGAGUGCCCAGCAAUUAAAAUUGAGCACUAUACAAUUGGUUAUUGUAGGACAAUUUUAUUAGCUAGUAGGAGUGUUUUGUAUGCUUGUGAAGCUUUUUUGGGGCAUGAUUAAAGAAGGGGAUUGAACUAUUUUGCCCCACAGCCUUCAGGUACUAAAUGAAUCACUGUGAUAGAAGCUGGGAAUGCUUCCUACUAAGACUACAUGAUUCACGUGAUUACUAUGACAAGAGACAUUUUCCACCCCUUGCAUCACUCCAUGUACCUCCACUACUGUCCCACUGCCACUGAUGUAAAGGAAAGAGAGCAUAUGGUGGGCAUAGCAUGGCUUUUUUUUGUGUAUGGAUGAGAAUAGAGAUAUACAGAUUCUUAUUUCUGAGAAGUUAAGAAAACCCUUGGUUAUACUUUGGAUUGUGCCCAACUAAGUUACAUUCAGAGCAGACCUAUUGAAAUAAAGAGUCCUAAAUUAUUCAUGUCCAUUUAUUUCAAUGGGUGAUUAGGAUUAAGACUGGAUACAACCCUUUGUACCUUGCUGUUUUGUUCUUUCUUUCUAGCAAUAUGCAUCAUACAGCAGAGGAAUCACAUCUAAAAAACCCACACAAACCAUUCCAACUUCACACAUUCAAACAAGCAGUGUUUGCAGGAAUGGGGGAGAAAUUUCAUUAAAUUUGCAUGUAAAGGUGACCUUAUCUAACUUGCAUUUUCUGAAACGAGAUGUGAAUGGAAACACAGCAAUCCUUUGAAAUUUGCUAUUCUUCAUUUUUAUAGUGCAGUUCUCCAGCCAAGCAAUGUGUACAAAAAUGCAUAUAAUAGUGCAAAGUGUACAUGUAAAUGUGAAAACAUACAAAAAUGCACUCUAUCAGGAAAAAAAGGUUUUGCAAAAAUAUGUAUACUAGGCAAAAUUGCACAUAAAUUUGUAUAUUAGGAAAAGUUUGCACUGAUGAUGAUUUUUUUCAUGAGAACCCUUAAAAAACCAAAACUGCAAGCUCAUGUGGAAAUCUGAAUGCAAGUUUAAAAAAAUGAGAAACUUAGAGAAACCGAAAUUGACAUAUUCAUCCAUCCCUAGUGACCUGCCUAUCUUAUUUUCAUACUUCCUGCACAGCAUGUGCCAUGGUGAAUCAAACAUCUCCCCUGUCUUGAAAUGUGUUCGGGGUGCAUGUAGAACCUGCUCAUCUCAUGAGGCAUGAAUUGACACUCCACACAUUACACAUUAUUCAGGAAUUGCAAGCAAGCCCUAAGCACUUUUCUGUUGCUUAAGCAUUGGAAGUGACUCCAAAAGUGAAUGCUACAUAGCAAUAAGAAUGGGCAGCGUACAAUUUGCUAAUGAUACUUAGGAGGCUGAUUGGCCUAUAAUUAGCCGGAUCUGAUCGGCUCCCUUUCUUGAAUAAAGGGAUGAUGAUUGCUAAUCCCCAGUCCUCAGGGAUAGUGGCCGAUUGAUCUAUGCUGGUAAAUAGGGCAGCUAGCACAGGGGCCCACCAUUCAACAUUAGCCUUAAGGAGUUCCGGUGUAAUGUUGUCUACGCCGGGUGCUUUUCCAGGUUUAAGGGAUUGGAUGAGCCUAUAGAUCUUUUCAGUUGCUACUGGGGGCCAUUUGGCGCCAAUAUCACUUGGAGCUGGGGGCAGGGCCUGCAGAUGUUGAUUUGAUGUAUAUAAAGAUAGAAAGUAAGCCUCCCAAAUCCCAACUGCUAUAGUAUAAUCAAUUUCAAUAGGGGAGUCUUGCCAACUUUUCGCGACUAUUUUCCAAAAAGUGGCUGAGUCUUUCCUUCGAGAGGCCUCUAAUAAACGUUGCCACUCCCCCCUUUGUGCCUGAAGUUUUUUCUUUUUAAUCAGAUCUUUAUAUUUACGUUUGGCUUCGAACCAUUCCGCGGGAAGCAAGGGUAAGUUCGCUGAUUUGUAAUUCCUGUACUUCUCCAGCAAAGAACGCUUUGUAGCAAUACAUUCCUGAUCAAACCAGGGUUUGGAUUUGUUGGGGAAUAAAGGUUGGCGCGAUGUCUUUUUUUGAAUCAGGUGGGGUUGCAAAAGUGAGAUCAGAUCCUGGAACAAGAUUAUUCUAGAUUCAGAACAUAGCAAUAAGUUACACAGAGGUGUGGAAGAACUCAAGUCUGCUGAGAAGCUAUAUCCUUUGACCAGGAAGAACUAACCACAGAUGACUGGGAAAUGGAUGCUACUCAGAAAGGGGAGAAAGUGUUUCAGAAUUUGGAACAACUAUAUUCUGUAUCCUUAACUUCAUUUCUCUGAACCCUGUAAUUAAAAGUAAGUUCCACAGCUGAGAUCUGGGAGUUCUUGCUGAGAUUAACUUCUGAUACAUAAAUCCUUAGGAUGGGGAUUGGGAGCCUGUGACCCUCCAGAUGUUCCUGGACUACAAUACCCAUCAUGCCUUACCAUUGCUGGAGCUGAUGGAAGUUUUGAGUGUAACAGCUGCCUUAGAACUUUCAGUUUACAUCUCCAGAGUUCCUAUUCACUACACACACUGUGCUAUCAUUUGUGUCCACUCAGAAGCAAGCCCGAUUGAGUUAAGUGAGGGUUGUUCCCAGAUAAUAAGGUAUAAGAUUGGAGCAGGACCACAGGGAACUGAUAAUUCGCUUUUCAUUGCCAGUGAGAAUCACAAUUGCCAAGCAUUGGGAAGAUUUACAAAUUAAUGACCUUGAAUAUUGAUAUAAAAAGUUGUGGCACAUUGCCCUGGUAGAGACACAAAAGGUGAUAAUUGCCAGGGUACAAAGCACACAGUGAACACAGGAUAAGUUUACUGCUGCAUGGCUUUGCUUUAUUGAACAUACAGGAGUUGGUUGUCCCUCCCCUCUGCAACAUAUGCUUGUUUGUGGUUAUGGUAAUAACUGUUGGUUUGGGAGGAAGUAAAGGGUAAUCUGGAAGCUGUAAGUAAGAUGCUUAUUAAUUUGAAAUUGUCAACAAGCUAUAUUUUAUUUGUUUGCUUGCUCAUUUUCCAGUUGAUGAGGUAAUAGUAUAGUUCAUUUGUAAUAAUCCUUCACCCUACUUUAUGUUUUGUGAUUUGUUUUGUACUGAUUGAAACAGUUUAUUUUCACACACACACACAUUUUUUCUCUUAAAGAUUGAAGCAGCAGCCCCUUUUCUGGUUAUGUAUCCCUGAUAAAUCCCCCCUUUAGAGAUGCCUUGUUAAAAUGUUGUCUGUUUGAGUUGCCAGCAUUGUUGUUCUUUGGGGUUUACCUAGGGUGGCCUUAUGCUGGUUGUAAUCCAAUGACGCCUGAAGACCUAAGGCAAAGAAAUGGUGAGCUGGGUUUUUUAGAUGUACCAGAGUGCAAGGAUUAACAUAUACAGGACAUCAUAUUGUAUUUUUAGACCACCCUUCAAGGGAUUCCAAGGUGGUAUGCAACAGCACGGCAUCAUAUAACACAUGUAUUUAAACCAUAAACACUACCAUCUCAGUAGUUCAAAAACAAACAAAUAAACAAAACAAUCCUGCUGUGAUCCAAACAGAAUUUAGCUCACCCUUCCCGGAAGGGACAAGUAUGCCUUUGCUUGGCAAUAAAAGGAUGAUGAAGGGGACAAAUGGGAAGGAGUUCUGUAACCAGACUGCCAUGAUAGAGAAGGCUGCCAUUUCACGUUGCUUUUUGGGGAAGUUGCAAUGCAUCUAUCUGCCUUUCAUGUAAAAUGUCUCGGAUUUAAUCUGUGCCAUCUCAAAGUAAAGUCUGGGAAUGGCCCCUGCCUGAAAUCCUGGAAUGCCAUUGCCAUUCAGUGCAGACUAUAGGCUUCAAGCAGUGGCCACGAGGCCCUACCAUGUGGGUUGCAAGGCAACACUAUUUGGGUCACAGCAAAGCUUCCACAGCCACAUUGGAUUCCAGCUGACCAGACCAGAGGAGCAUUGCAUAUGGGACUGGACUAAGAUGCACUCAUUUUAUCAAUGUCCACAAGUGCUGCAAUGUGGCAGGAGAAAAGCCUGAGCCAUUUUAAAAUAAGAUACAUAUUUCUUGCCAACUACAUGCUCGCUCCUUUCCGUUGCCACAUUGCAGAACUGUUUUUCAUUUAGUAGUAUUGCUAAGGUAUAUUGCUUUGUGAUUUGCCAUUUUAGUAUUAAUAAUAUGUAUUAUUAGCACUAUUAUGUAUAAAGAAAAUGUGAAAGUGGGUCUCAUGUUGCAGUUUGGGAGUCAGAAGCGGGUCUUGGGUCUAGACUGAAGGCCACUCUUCCAACACAAUACUGACCUACAUAGACCAAUGGCCUGAUUGAGCAUAACACAGCUUCUUAUGUUCAUUCAGGGCUGUAGUUGCUAUAGAGAGUGUUGAAUUGUGGGGCACAUGUUCUUCUGGUAUUUCUUUAACUCAAAGGACACUCACCCUCUGUAAAUCAUGGAAGGACAGGAUGCUGCACACACAAAAAGAAUACAGUAUGAAAACAGGCAGAGUAGAGCCUUCAGGCAUGUUACAAGGAGAGUUGGCUGUUCAGCAGCAAUUUUUCAUAUAAUGGUGCUCCAGGUGUGUCACUAUUUCCCUAUCUGAAGUCUUGGGUGGUUAUGAUUCAAUGAUCUAAAAUGGCUACCAAUGAUGAAGUUCUAAUGCCCUGAAUCAAAUUUUACAGGUUCCACAAUCAAAUUCACGCAGCAUAUGAAGUUCUAACAACCUAAAUGCAAUCUUCAUGCAGAAUUGAGCCAGCUGCCCUUUGAUUCCAAUGAACACAGGGUGUGUUGGAUACCAUGCAAGUCUUUCUUUUCCUUUGCAGCCAGGCCAAAAUAUUACUACCUUCUUUUCUUAGACAUCAUUUUCUGAGUCAUGAGGUUGGCCUUCUCAAGCUUUGACACUACCAACCUGAAAGUCAUGGUCCUUCAAAGCAAGGCAGUCUAAAAAGCACCCCUUCUUGCUUAUACUGCUCCUUUAGAAAUGUUUCUACUGGAUGGAAUGAGGCACACCCAUCUCCUUAAGGGCUGAGUUAUCCAAACACACCCAGUAGAUGAAACAAAUCCAGAUUAGGAAAAGAAGCAGCAACUCUCUGGGCAGGCCUAACCUGCUCUUCUGCUCUUUGCUUAACCUAAAGACGAUUUUAUUUUUAAAAAUUAUUAUUAUUAACUGUCAUGUUUCUGUAUUGUCUUGUCCCCAUCCUCUUAUUCUAAAAAUACAUAAAUCUCAACGUUCAUGUAAUGUUACGUUUGGAAGGUUAGCUGACAGUUAUUGGUUGCUGUUGUUAUUGUUUGGCUUUAGUUUUCUUUGCUCCUUUUAGGUACAUUUUGAAACUUUCCUCACUUUCAAAAUCCAUGGAGACAGGCCAGGGUGAGACUGGUGUUUAAGAAAAAGGGCGGUUCUAUAAUCCUUCUGGGUUAAUGUUAAUUUACAUGGAGUUCAUGUAAAUGAGCUCCCUUUCCAAAAGGUACUGUAUUAUGUUGUAGUAGAAUGGUUCUGGAUCACAUAAGACAUGAACCCAGAUCAUGAAACUGCAGUAAUGCUGUGCCUGUUUCAUCAUCCUAGAACUAUGCCUUAAAAGAAUUGUAAAACACAAUAUUAAGGCAAUGCACUGAUGCAAAAUGCAAGUUAAUGUAUUGCUGUUGCUACUGCUGUUAUCAGAGGAGAAAUUCUAAAGGUAUUGUAUUACUUUUAAAAGUACUGGAUUACUCCUAUUACAGAAGUAGGUUUUUUUUACAUGAAUGACCUAAUGUUGGGUACCAGUUUUAUAGCUAACUUUCUUUCUUCCCUGAAUAGGCUCAUGUGCUCUUUUUUUAUCUCAAGCGCAGAGUAAACCUAUGCAUAUUCACUUAGAAAAAAGUCCCUCAGGUAAAUGUGUAUAGGAUUGCAGGCUCAAUCACACAGAAAAGUGAAUAUAAAUAUUAUAUUUAGCAAAUGCCCUUAAUAGUGAUGCUCAGUGCUUUACUUUCACCCAGCAUUUGCUCCAAAGGCUCUUGAGCAGAGGUGAUUAACCUGUGGCCUUCCAGAUGUUGUUGGACUCCAAUGUCAACUGCUCCAGCCAGAAAUGCCAAGUGGUUAAGGAUUAUGGGAGCUGAAGUCCAGCAAAACAUGGAGGGCAAAGGUUAGCCACACAUGCUCUAGAGACUGCAUCUUCUAACUCAUAGAGAAAGCAAUAAAAAAGUUCCAGUGUUGAAUUUAGUGUUGAACUUGGUCAGACAUUUAGACCUACUAGAGUUAGUGGUACUAAAUUUGCUUUAUUCUUAAUAAAUUAUUGAUUGAGUUGUAUGCAUCCCACUACUUUACAGACCAGGGUUGGGGGAACCUGUAGCCCUGUAGAUGCUAUGCAAAGGUCUUCUAUUGUUUCUGAUCCCGCCCCCCUUCCCAUAAUCUGCACCCCCUGUACUGCAUUGCAUGCCAUUCUAUCUUUUCAGACAGAGCUGCACCAGAGAUGUGGAAAAGACCCACUGCAUAAGUAGAAUUGUGCCUGCAGUUGUUAGGCUCCAAGCCCCUACGUAUUCAUUACUAUGAAAUGACUGCUUAUCAUGGGUAAAAUUAUGCAUGUCUUCUUGCAUUUAUUUUGUAGACACAAAACAGAAGGUCACAGAAAACAGAUUUCUAGUGACACCCAGUCUCAGUUAUCUAAGGCUCUCCUGGAAGAAGGCUCCAAAUCAAUCAUUUCCUGAUGUGAAGUCUUCUGGAACAUGUCCCCGCAAAAUGUUAGUUUGCUCAGAAUCCUAAAAUCAAUAUUGUGGUUUCAUAUUCAGUCCAAAACACACACACACACACACACACACACACACACACACUUCAAUGGUACUUGCUUAGAAAUGGAUAUGCUUAUGAGUGGAAUGUCAAUGUACUGUGUAUGGACUAUGAAGAUUUACUGAACAAAAAGAAAUGAAAUAUGACAAUAAGAGCCAUCAACUAUUCUUUUAAUGAUGAUAAAGACUGUCCACAAGAGAUGUAUUAUCUAUAUGUAUAACACCAAUCCCCAGUAUUCCACCAUUCUCUAGAAGUAUCACAAUUCUAGUAUCCUAUGAUGAAGAAUCAUAGCCCAUAAUAUGGCUAUGCAGAACCAAGAAUAGGGCUAUGCAGACAGGAACAUAUGAUAAUAUCUGGGAUCCCUAGGAAGCAAGGAGCAAAUUUGAUCUCUUUCACUAGUGUACCCCAUACAUUCUUCCUGUUGCAAGAGGGAAGUGCUAUUUUCUCCAGUCUUAAGCACUGGGAAUGGGAAAUUAAGCACUGUGCCCAGGAGCACUGAAGUAGAGGUUGAAAAACACAUCUGACAGUAGGUGAUGAGUUCUCACUAGAGAGAAUCUGGGGCAGGGAACUUCAGGCAAAUACCUUCCAUAUUUCUUGUCAUAAUGGCAGGAAUGUUGCUGUUGUUGCUAGUCUCAUAUAAAUGAUAGGAAGCAAGAAUCAUCAAACAAUUAGGAAUUCAUGGCACAAACUAUGUAUCAUAAUGAUUUCAGAAAGCAUCUAAAUGAAUAAAUAUGAAAUCUGUGCUGAAACCAACAUGCACAGGCAAGUUUGAGCUUAGGUAGGAUAUGGAUCAAUUGCAAAGAACACGUCAAAGAAGGUAGUAAAAUAAUAUACACAGAACCACACCUUUUUUCGAGUCUUCAGAUACAGAUGACAUACAUGGCUCUUAGUUCUAUAUAAGUCAUAAGCACAGUAUUUCCAGUGAAUAAAUUAAUAUUGGGAGAGAAGCUCAACCUCUUUCUCCUCUUCUUCAAACAAUAAAUCAAACGAACCAGCUUAUCUAGCUGGUUGUAAUACAAAUAAAGAAUGUCUGUUCAAGAUGCCUUGGAUGAGCAAGAUUCUCCUCCAGGCUGGAUUACUGCAGUGUGCUGUAUGUAGGGCUGCUUUGAAGACUGUACAGGAACUUAGAAUCAUAGCUGAAAGAGACACAAGGGUUAUCUAGUCCAACCCCCUGCAAUGCAGGAAUCCCAACUAAAGCAACCAUGACAGGUGGUCAUCCAACUUCUGCUUUAAAACUUCCAAUAAAGGAAAGUCCACAACCUCCCGAGGGAGUUCAUUCCACUGUGUGACACCUUUUACUGUCAAAAAGUUAUUUCUGAUGCUUAGUCAGAAUCUCCUUUCUUGUAACUUGAAGCCAUAGAUUCAGGUCCUACCCUCUGGAGCAGGAGAAAACAAGCUUGCUCUAUCUUCCACCUGACAGCUGUUAAGAUAUUUGAAGAUGGCCACCAUCUCUCUUCUCAGUCUCCCUUUUUCAAGGCUAAACAUACCCAACUCUCUCAAGGGUUCUUCUUAAGGCUUGGUUUCCUUGAUCAUCUUGAUUGCCCUUCUCUGCACACAUUCCAGCUUGUCAAUAUCCUUCCUCAAUUGUUGUGCCUAGAACUGGAAGCAGUGCUCCAGGUGUGGUCUGAGGCAGAAUAGAGAGUUCUUUUACUUUCCUUGAUCUGGACACUAUUCUUCUGUUGAUGGAGCCUAGGAUAGCAUUAGCAUUUUCUGCUGCUGUAUCACACUGUUGACCCAUGUUAUACUUGUGGUCUAUUAAGACCCUCAGAUCCUUUUCACAUGUAGUACUGGCAAACCAGGUGUCUCUCAUCUUAUAUUUGUGCAGAUGGUUAUUCCUACCUAAGUGUAGAACCUUACAUUUGUCCCUAUUAAAUUUCAUUUAGUUAGUUUUAGCCCAGUUCUCCAAUCUGUUAAGGUCAUAUUGAAUCCCAAUUCUGUCUUCUGUGGCAUUCACUACCCUUCCCUGUUUGGUGUCAUCUGCAAAUUUGAUGAGCACCCCCUCAAUACCUUCAUUCAAGCCAUUUAUAAAUAUGUUGAACCACCACGAGCCCCGGACAGAACCCUGCAGCACCUCACCUGUCCCCUUUUUCCAGGAUGUUGAGGAACCAUUAGUUCUAGGAUCUUUCCUGGUAUCAAUGUUAAGCUUACCAGUCGGUAGUUACCUGGGUCUUCUUUCACUCCCCUUUUGAAGAUGAGGACAUCAUUUGCCCAUCUCCAGCCUGCAGGGACCUCACUUGUCCUCCAAUACUUUUCCAAGAUUAUAGGCAGUUCUGCUUUUGAUCUUUGAAAACCACAUACAGUACCGCUCAGGACGCUUGCACCAUCAGUAGAGCAUGAGACUCUUAAUCUUAGGGUUGUGGGUUCGAACUCCAUGUUGCGCAAAAGAUUCCUGCAUUGCAGGGGUUGGACCAGAUCUCCUUAUUUGUGAGUGGCAAGUUAACCAAGUAAUUUUCAGAGAUAUAUGCCUUUCUUUUGCACAUAACUCUUGCAAAAUAAGCAAAUGGGUGUGUUUUAAAUGAAAAAUAUGUGGUGGUAACUGAGCUUCUUGGCCUAUCAAGUGUAUUCUACAUAUUUUUCCAAAUGGCUUGGAAAAUUUGCAUGGAAUCUGCCUUAGAUGAAUCACAUCUCUUGCAUUUAUCAGUGCUAGUUAAGUAAAGCUUAGUUGGCUUGUGCACCAUUUGCUUAUAAGAUUCAUUAAGUUAGGGCAUGUAAUUAACAGCUGAAAUUCAGAUUUUGUUUGUAAAUGCCUAUAUUUAAGUAUAGGUUGAUUUAUAAUAUGCCUUAGCUGAAAAUAUUGGAACAUCUGGAUGAUAUACAUUCAUUCUAUUCUUUACUGUCUCAUACGAUAUCACAUAUUUUUCCAUCACCAAAAUUUGCAAUUAAGUUAAAGGUCAUAGUCCUACUGGACAUAUGAUAAACCUUGUAAUUUGAAAGUUUCUUUUACAGUGGUACCUUGGGUUACAUACGCUUCAGGUUACAUAUGCUUCAGGUUGCAGACCCCGCUAACCCAGAAAUAGUACCUCGGGUUAAUAACUUUGCUUCAGGAUGAGAACAGAAAUCGUGCUCCAGCGGCGCAGCGGCAGCGGGAGGCCCCAUUAACUAAAGUGGUGCUUCAGGUUAAGAACAGUUUCAGGUUAAGAACGGACCUCUGGAACAAAUUAAGUACUUAUCCCAAGGUACCACUGCAGUUAUAAUUCUUUCCUCAAAAUGUAAAAAUUUGCAUAACUUAUACUUUAUAUUGAUGUUAAACUAACUUUUGUCCCUCUUUAGCUUCCUUGUACAAUUUUGAUCUUUUUUUUUUUAAAAAAAGGAGGCAAGAUAUGUAAGCCACAAAGAGAGUAUUUUACUGGGCCAUUUAACUUCUGGAGAAAAAAGAAGCCUUCCAUGUGUUUUUUAAUAUAAGCAAAUUAUCUGUGCAAGUAAUUAAGUAAGAUUUUUCUGUGCAAAUCCCAUGGGAGUGAAGAAACAACUAGUGCCAUCAUCCCUAGUGGGACUUGUUCUAUGUUCACGCAAGGCAUGUGGGGCUAAGAAGCCCUGUAUGUAAGCUGCUCACUCUAUUCCAAAAGUCUUAAAGAAAAAAUGGGGGAGGGAUGAAAGAUGCAUAUAAGAUUUCGGCCACCAAAUAAGUACUUUUAAAUGUUUUUUUCCAGGCAGAUUUUUAAGGAUGUGACAUCAAAAAUCUGCCUGGAAACAGGUUGAGGCAGACUAUAUUCUAUCCCCUGUGAGAUCUGAGAAGGACCAGACUUUAAUGGGUCUCGUGGUUUACAGGUGGUUUAUUCUCUAGUAUUCUAAUGUUAAUGCUCUUGUCUAAAACUAUUUGAACCAUGAUUGCUUUGCCAAGUGUGUGUACGUACAGUACCUUUUAAUUUCAGAGCAGUCAGUCAUUUUUUUUUAUUAAGUGUUUGUUCCUUCUCCAGUUCUUAAAGCAAUUAUCUGAAUCUAGAUAAUCCAAAACAGGUUAUAAAGGAGAUAUGUGCAUGCUUAAUAACCACUUAUUACAGUGCCAUACCUUUAAUCAAUGUGAAAUUAAACAGUUUUUGUUAAUUUUGGUAAAUUGGUUCUAUCCCCUCACAGUGUUUUAUGCAAUGGAGAUUUUAGGGGUUCUCCUAAAAUUGCAAUACUGAGGAAUCUGGAGUCCAUGUCCAGUGUACUAAAGUAGCAUUCAUGGCUCAUAGAAGAUGUUCACAUUUAGAACCAACAACCCACCCCUAUUUCUUCAGCAUAUAAAUCCUUUGCUUGUUUCCCCCCCUUAUUUUAGAUAUACUUUUAUAUAAGAUAUUGCCCCUUUUUGAUUUGCUGGUUUGUUAUCCUAACUGAAAGAGUCCAAUUCUUGAUUUUUAAAAAAACCAAUAUUGGUAUGAAUACCAUUUUAACCAUAGUUAUUCUUCCUGGAAAAUAGUUUCCCCUAGUGUAUUAUAAAACCUUCACACUCUCUAUAAAAGGAUUCCUGACUAUUUGCACGGCGACCACAAAUUCAAGCUCAUUCAAUUGAAAAGUGGGAUAUAUGUGCAUUUAUAUGAAUGAAUAAAAUUUCAUUCUCCUCUUACAUUUAUAACAAAUGGAAUUGUGAAUAUUUUGUGCUUUGAUAAUAUUACUGCCAAAAGCAAAGUCCCUUUACAAUGGCCAGGUAUGAUAGGAGUUGUUAUCCAAAGUAUCUGGAAAGAUCACCAAAGUUGAUUUAGUUAGUGCUCUGAAGCUCCUCUUUUCUGAAGAAAGGAACACCCACCAUCAUUUACAAAUCAAUAGGUUUAUAAGGAUGAUAUUUAAAUUAAUCAAUAUUCUUUGAAUAAAGGACAUCUGAAAACCCUUGGUGAUGAAAAGGAAGGCUAGAGCUUCUUCUAUAAAUAGAAAAGAAUUGUUUAUAUUAAUUUAAUUGGGAUCCCGGCAAUCAAGAAAGAUACGGUAAAUGAGACAAAGCUGACUGGGGAGCAUGGUCCUUGAAUGGGGAGGCCAGGAUCUUUGCACUGGUCUUGGCUGAAAGCUCACUGCUUCAGCCUCUAGCUUAAGAUUCUAUGAAACCAAGAAUUAUUUGUGUGAAACCAAAAACAAUUUAGUCCUAAGCAAUUGGGAAGGGAAGGGCAAGCCCAGGAGCCCAAUCCUUCCAACUUCUCCCUCUCCCCCAGCAUUUCACCAGGGCAAGGAAAGUCUGAAAUGAAAUAGAGCACGUUCCACAAGUCUCUUUCAGGACAAGCCCCAUGACAUUUAGCAAGAGAGCUGAAUUAAUAACCCGGCCCUUCUUAGACAGCAAAAGCUUUAAGUGAAAGGGAAGAAAAGGAAGAAAGUUGCAUUCACUUUUUGCACCAUAUACUCGCUGCUGCUGCCUUGCAGUGUUUCCUUUCACCCUGACUCCUCUGGGGACUAUCGCCAGACCCAGCAAGUCAGUAGCCAGAAAAGCCCUGCAGCCCAUUUAAUUUCUAUACUGGAAAUGGUGCUACUAGCUGCAAGAUGGUGUAAAGGCAGCAUCUUAUGUAGAGCUAUCUGGCUACAGCUUCUCUUCAGUCUACUGGUGAGUAGAACAGAAUGUUGAAUUGGUUGUUUAUCAAUAGUAAGUAGCCAGAAUUCAUCGUGAAAUAAAGGGACCAAAUAAAAUCUAUGUAGAUAUUUGUAUUUAACUAUUCUCUGCCAAAGACUACGGCCAUUACAGAGCUGUUCUCUGGAGUAUGGUGAGAAUAGUAUGUGCUAAAAUAAAGAACAUCUGCUUUAUUUUAUGUAGCUGAUGUAUUUUUAAAUAUGUUGCAUGUCUUAGUACAGGAGAAAUCCCUUACACUGACUCUUGGCAAUGCUGAAUACGAAACAGUUGCUAUUAUUAUUUAAACUUAUUGCAACAAUUCCAGUAUGCCUUUCUAAUUGUCAAAAUAACACUGAAAGUCUAAAGAUCAUUGUGGGGUCCUAUUUAUUGUUUUUAAAAAGGUAUGCUAAUAAGCUGAUUACAUUUAAAGUAGUUGAUGCAUGGAACUGUUUGGUACAGUUUAAUGGAAUCACUGUGCUCCAGCAUCAGGAAUAUUAAUUUUGAUUUAAGGAACUUUAAUACGCUGAUAUCAACAAACUUUUGAGAGGUCUGGAAACUUACCAUCACAGAAAAUGUCUAAGCCUGAAAUCCUGUGCCCAUUUAUCUGGGAGUAAGCCCCACUGAACUUAAAUGAAUUUACUUCUGAGUAGAUAUGAAUAGACUUGUGCUCUAAGUGUUCUAUAUUAAUUUCUUUGCAUCAGGUAUUGGCUCUCUUUAGAAUUUUUUAGAAGGGGAAAUACUCAGUGACAGAUAAUAUCAGCAGGAUUGUUUCUGCAUUUGUACUGAAAUAUUAUAAUAAGGAUUAUGCUAAAAUAAAUGAGUUUUUAUUUGAUUCUUUGGGCAAAGUCCUAGUUAAAUGUGUGUGUGGGAGACGGGACAAUUUCUGUUUUUGUUAAAUUCUCUUGUAUUUAUUUCUUGUGGGAAUUUAUGGUCAGUAAAUUAUUGCUGAGAUCCUAUCCUGGCUAUGUAUUGGAAGUGGUUUGUAAUAUUUAAUAAUAAGAUUGCAGAUACACUGCUCUAGAGAUAUUUAUGGUCAUUCCGAACAAGGAAUCUGUUUUGUUACUCUAUUUACAUAAAAUAAAAAAUGAGAAGAUAAAGCAGAGAGGGUGGCUCCAGUUCCCAUCAGCCCCAAUAAACAUGGCCAAUUGUCAGAAAUGAUGGGAGUUGUAGCCAAUAAAGGCCACAGAUUUCCUACCCCUGAGGCAAAGGAAAUGAGACUGGGGCCAGACCACAUAUCAGGAGAAAUUUGGUUCGGUGUUAGAACUUGUACUAAAUAAAAUAAAACAAAAAGAUGGAGAUAAGGAAUUUAUGGAAAACCUGGCCAUGUCAGAGUCACAACAGGAGUGCAAUAUGUAAUGCACAUCAUCACAUUUAGGAACUUCCAGGAAAAGACUCGUAUCCUUUCACUUCAGUCAGUUCAAACCAUUAGGAAGGCAUAUGGUAUAGGUCAUAUAUGACUGUACAACUUCUGAAUUAAUGUGGGGCAGUGGUUGCUUGUUUUUAGUUUUGGCUGAGAUCUACAGGUUUGUGUCUGACUCUUACACCUUGUUUGGGCCUUUGGAUUGAAAAACUAUUGACCAGUUGCAAAUACCCCCUUUUGGGAGAAGGUGAUAGAGGCUGUGGUGGAGUAGCUGCACAUUUUUGGAGGACACAGAUUAUCUAGGCCACAGAACCAAGUUGCUCUUGGUCGUCUCGAUGGAUGACCUCUGCAGAGAGUGUGACCUUGCUGCUGCUUCUUGAUCUCUCAACAGCAUUUGAUACCACCAACCAAGGUAUCCUCCUGGAACAACUCCAGGGAAUGGGAAUUGGAGGCACCAUAUUACAGUGGUACCUUGGUUCUCAAACUUAAUCCAUUUCAGAAGUCCGUUCCAAAACCAAAGCAUUCCAAAACCAAGGUGUGCUUUCCCAUAGAAAGUAAUGCAAAAUGGAUUAAUCCGUUCCAGACUUUUAAAAACAACCCCUAAAACAGCAAUUUAACAUGAAUUUUACUAUCUCAUGAGCCCAUUAAUCCAUAAAAUGAAAGCAAUAAACAAUGUACUGCAGUCACACAAUCAAUCAAUCAGUAGCUGAACUGGGUUCCACACAGUCACAAAAACAAAACAAAAAAGCCGCAAAAAUAAAAAUGCAAAAUAAAUGACAAAAACAGACAGACCUCAGCGUAACACCCAAAAUGGAAGUGCGGCACUCAAAUCAGAAGUGUAACAUUCAAAAUGGAGCACGUUUGGCUUCCAAAAAAUGUUCGCAAACUGGAACACUUACUUCCGGGUUUGCAGUGUUUGGGUUCCAAGUUGUUUGAGUACCAAGGUGUUUGAGAACCAAGGUACCACUGUACAGUGGUUCUGAUCCUACCUUUGGGACCGAGUUCAGAGAGUAGCAUUGGGAGAUAGCACUUAUCUCCACUGCUAUUUAACAUCUACAUGAAGUCACUGUGAGUGGUCAUUAGGAGUUUUAGAGUGAGAUGCCAUCAGCAUGACACUGAGCUCUACUUCUUAAUAACAUCUGAAUCAAGAGAGACCAUGCAGUUCCUGGGCUACUGCAUGGAUACUGUGGUGAGAUGGAUGAGGGAGAACAAGCUGAACUUGAAUCUUGGCAAUGUGGAGGCACUGUGGGUGAGUAGUUCCUGGGUCUGAGAAAUUGGCCAAUGGCCUACCUUGGAUGGGGUUGCACUCCCUCUUAACAAGACGUAAGGGGGUGGCAGGAUCUACAGAUCUGGUCUCCGAGGAAUGAAUCACCUAUUGCUGCUGCUAUAGUGCUACUGGCAGUUGCAGCAUACUCACUGGAAGCUGGAUCUUCCUCCACAGUGGCCCUUCUAGGAGGCACUGCUGGUCUCCUUCCACCCUGCUCCCAAUGUUGCUAUUUAUCUCACCCUUGUUCCUGAUGUAGAUCUUCACUCCCUCUUCUUCCCUGGUGAUGGGAGGGGGCCACCAUUUUGUGAUUUGCCUCAGGUGCCAAAAUGACUUGGGCUGGCCUUGAAGCAGCAGGUUCACAGUUUGGGAAUGCUUCUAGAUCCAGCUCUGUCACUGGAGGCUCAGACAGCUGCAGUGGCUAGAAGUGCCUUUUACCAAGUGCAGCUGGUUCAACAGCGACGGCCAUUUCUGGACCAGGAAAGCUUUGCCACAGUAGCUCAUGCGCUGGUAACUUCAAGACUGGACUAUUGCAAUGUGCUCUAUGUGGGGGCUUCCCUCACACUUGAUCCUGAAGCUGCAGCUAGUGCAGAUGUUUAUAAAGUUUGUAAGAGUUUUAAUAUUUUUAGUCUUUUAUUGUGGUUUUAACCUUUUUAUGUUUUAAAUUACAGUUGUAUAAUUUUUAGUUAUAAUUUCAUUGUUUUAUCCUUUUUGUAAACCACUGAGGUUUUUUCUACAAGCAAGCAGUAUAUAAAUAUUAUGAAAUAAAUAAAUAAAUAAAACAAAGGGAAACUUUGUAACACAUGGUUUGCAAUAUAUUUUCCCCCAGUCCAUUCACACAUCUUGAAUGUGAUUAGAUGCUGAAUGAUACAUCAUUUACUUUAUACCACAACUAAUAUUCUCUUCCUGCAUUUGCUUGCUUUAAUGAUGUCUCUUGCAAGUGCAAUACAAAUAUUGGUGGCUUGUAAUACUAAUCUGAAAUAUGAUACAAGAAGUCUGGCUUCCAAAGUUCUUCUCUAAGUAUUACAAAAGAGAGCACAGCAGAGGUUAUAUUUUCUGAGAAUCCUCCGGAAAAACAAUCUCUCAAAGGACCUGUUGAUGGCAUUUUACCAUUGCACUGCGGAGAGCGUAUUAACUUAUGGUCUCUCUGUGUGGUUUGGGAGCUGCACGGCCAGGGAAAAACCAAUGCUAUCCAGGGUUGUAAAGACUGCAGAGAGAAUAAUUGGGUGCACUCUUCCCACCUUAGAUCAAAUCUAUGCUGCCAGGUGCCAUAAGAAAGCGGCAGAGAUAGCGCAGGAUAGUACGCACCCCGGAAAUGAUCUCUUUCAGCUUCUGCCUUCUGGAAGAAGGUAUAGGGUUAUAAAUGCCAGGACUAGCCGCCUGAGAAACAGUUUCUACGCAAAUGCAAUUCUGGUUCUAAAUGCAGCAUAAGGGGUCUCUAUAGUAUAGUGUAUUUUAAAAUGGGGUUUCAGAGUUUUGAGGGGUUUUUGAAUGUUUUAUGUAGUUUUUAUGUAGUUUUAUGUAGUUUUUAUGUAGUUUUAUGUAGUUUUUCAAUUUCAUUGUUCUGCAUGGGACAAUGACAAUAAAGAUACUGCAUAUCGUAGAAUAUACAUCCAGCUUCCUGCCGACUCCCUUACCCACUUGCAGCUUCAGAAAUGGUGGAAUGGAAAAAGGAAGCGGGUCCCUCUCCAUUCUUCCCUGGUUCCUGACUAACAGCCAUAGCAGCAAGUCAAGCAUAGCAGAAAGAGUGAAGAGGGAGAUACACUCCUGUCACUCUUGCUUCAUGACCCCUCUUCUUUCACCAUUGUAGGAACACCAAACCUAGUUAGUGGGCAAAUGGGAGAUGGCUUGCAAACAGAUGGUAAAUUCAUGGGAAGAAGGAAGGGAAUUAAGGGGUUCACUGGGCUGGGGGAAACUGUUGCAUUCCUGAAAAUAUAAUUAGGAAUAUGAGUGAUGGGGUCUGUUGAUCAAGCUUGAGUUUUUUUUUUCCAGUUUUGAGGGAAACUGUUCCAUAUUCCAAGCCCAGUUUAUUUAUUUAUUUCACUACAUUUAUACAGUACAGUGGUGCCCCGCAAGACGAAUGCCUCGCAAGACGGAAAAACCGCUAGACGAAAGGGUUUUCCGUUUUGAAGUUGCUUCGCAGGACGAAUUCCCCUAUGGGCUUGCUUCGCAAGACGAAAAUACCUUGCGAGUCCUGAGAUUUUUUUCGCUUUCCCCUCCCCCUUUAUCUAAUCUGCUAAGCCUUUAAUAGCCUUUAAUAGCCUUUUAGCAGCUAAUCCCCUAAGCCUUUAAGCCUUUAAUAGCCGCUAAACAGCUGAUAGCGCUAAUAGCGCUAAUCCGUCAAUGGGCUUGCUUCGCAAGACGAAAAAACCGCUAGACGAAGACUCUUGCGGAACGGAUUAAUUUCGUCUUGCGAGGCACCACUGUAUAUCACUUGACUGCAAUAAAAUCUCUAAGCAGUUUGCAAAAUUCCAAGGACAAUAUACUUUAUUACUAAUAUGUUUAAUUCUCUCUCUCUCUUUGUGUGUUAACUUUUAGUAGAGCCUUCUAGUAGAGUCUCUUAUUUGGUGUAAAGGAACCUGAAGCAACAUAUAUUUUGAAGAUAUACAAGAUCUAUUAAUGGACAUUUUGCUUCUCAGCUGAACCCUUUACAAUUCACAGGUCUAUUGAAUUUGGGGUCAGCAAAGAAAUUUGCUGGAAUGAGGAAUACAGGAUUGGGAUAUGAGAACUCUACAGUUCCACUGAUGUAGACAUUUGUUGUUAUCAAAGCAAACUAACUGCUGAAUACUUUUAGAAUUUAAAUAACAAGCCAAUCAAUACAAAGUUUGUAUUGAAAUAAUUUUGUUGCUUCAUGAAAAAAAAGAAUGAUUUAAUGUUUUGGUCUCUCUCUCUCUCUUUAAGGUACUGAGUUUAUCUUCUGAAGCUUGCAAGAAAGUAACUUUUAAUGUCCCUCAUAAACUAAAGGCAGGGGCAUUUGUCGGCCAAGGUGAGAAUCCAAGAAUGUGUUAUUGCUGUUGUUGUCAAAUAUGUACUAUUUGAAAACCAAUAAUAUAUAGGCAAAUUAAAAUUUAACCCGAGUUGUUUCAGAUUCUGGAGUUCAAAUUCUAAGGUUACCUAAAUUAUCCUACAUAUUAUGCGAAUUGUACAGAUCUGGAGGACAAUAGGCUAUGGGGAGUGCCCAGAUCACCUGUGCCAUCAACAGCUAAGCAAUUUGUGGCCAGGGCAGUGGGGACUCCUCUGCCUGUCUAUCAUAAAUUUGAUUUGGCACUAAAUAUAGUUUCAGACACCUUUGUUUGGAAUUACGUCUUUGUAAACUAUUUUUCAACUAGUCCUUUAAAUUUAUAUUUUCCUACAGUAAACAUGAAACAGUGUCUUAAUCAUUCUGAAAUUAUUUACUCAAACAAUCCCAAUUUCACAAUUCAAGAAGAUGGCUCAUUGUAUACAACAAGGGAUGUUUCCCUGACUUCCCAUGAAAUCAUCAUCACCAUAUUUCUUAAAAGCAAUCAUGAACAGGAACAAAAGAAGAUACAUAUUAGUUUGCUCACACAUUCAAAAAAGGUAAGCAUAUCUGAUUUGCAUCUUAUCCUGCUUUUUUCUGCUCUUUUCACUUCUUCCUCAUCUUUUAGUGCUGCUGUUUUACUUUGAAGGACAAUUUUCAUGACUCUGUGAUCAGAAUCUGAAUGUGUAUUGUUGGAAUCUUCUCCCAAAUUACUGCUAAAUAUUCCACUAAAAACAGAACUGAUAAAGCACAGAUAAAAAUAGAAAGUUAUAACCUUGAUCAAUGACAUAAUACAAAUUCAACAUGGAAGAAAAAAAAGAAUUUAAUGGACAUAGCGCUAGGACAAAAAUACUAGAUUUGUUUCACGUGACAUAAGAAUGCUACUAUUCCCAUAUGCUACAAUUAUCCUAGAAGUCAGGAAGUCUUAUUAACUGUUAAAAUAUUUGUAAUUCUAGCAGAGAGAUAGACUCAGAGGGACUGAAAAAUAAAGUGAUGCAACACAUAGGGUGGCAUCCAACUUAAUCAGAGGAGACCCAUUGAAAUCAAUGGAUUUAGGUGCCUUGAGUAUGACUUGGCUGAAUACUGCUCAUGAUUGCUAUUGUUGUUUGCUUAGUUAUCUCUCCCGUUCUCCUAGGUCCCAAUAGCAAAGGCAAGACAUUUACGAGAUACUUUUCUUAGACGAACUAAACGGAGAUGGGCUCCUGUCCCAACUAUUUUAAUGGAAAACUCACUUGGACCUUAUCCAAUGCAAAUUCAACAGGUAUGUUUUAAAUUCACCUCUUCAUUUUUACUUUUCAAAUUAUCAGUCAAGGAUUUUUGAGCAGCUUGGCAUAUGUUAUAAGUGACCAGUAACAGAACUUCAAUCAAUAGAAACUAUGAUUGAAGCCUUCAGAUACACAGCAUACUCUCUGCCCCCCAAUUCUUGCUAGGCAGCCAAGAACUUUACUGUUAAACCCAUCAUUUGAGUCUAUAAAUGAUUGCCCCAUCUGGUAAACUCAUCUGUCUGGGGGAAUUGUUUGUUGCAUCACUGCUGCUGAUAUAUACAUUGCUGCAGAAAUCUGGGAUUAGGGAAACCAGUUUGUCUCUGCCUACAUCUUUUGAAGAAGCUUGUAAUUGCAAUGUAAAUAUCUAAAGUCAGCUAUUUAACACCAGAGAAUGAAAUCCAUUUAAAUGCUUCAGCUUUUGCCUGGAAGUACCAAGGAAACAACAGCUUGAGUCUGAUGGGAGUUCAAUAUAAGGCUUUUACAUUUGUAAGCAACUAGCUAUGUGGAACAGCCUAAUCAUAUGAAUUCUCCCUACUCUCACCAGGAACAUGGUAAGCAAGUCACAAGCAUUUUAGACUUUGCAUGGAGCUACUAUCACAUGAAACAUUUAUUUCCUGUGUCCAUAAUAUUUGAAUUGAUGUGUAAAUAUUUUGUUUUUGCAUCUUGGGAUUGCUAACGGGAUUCUGAAUAAAUAGACAAGAAAACAAGAUUUUGUUAAUUAUUAUUUCUGUUUCAAAUUGGUUUGCAUUUACACAGCUGCUUUCCGACACAUCCCUAACAUACGAUAUCAGAUACUCCAUAAGUGGUCAUGGUGUUGACAAGCCACCAUAUAAUUAUUUCUACAUAGAGGAGGACACUGGAAAUCUAUUUGUUACCUGUCCAAUCGAUCGGGAAGAGUACCCAGAAUUUCAGGUAUGGGUUUCAGACUUCUGUUUACGUAUUUACUGAUAAGUAACAAUUGGACAGAUCCAUGGUAUUUCUUUUACUAAAAGUUUCUCUGAACAGGGCUGCCUUCAGAUGUUUUCUAAAAGUUGUGUAAUUCUUUAUCUCCCUGACAUCUGAUGGGAGGGCAUUCCACAGGGAGGGCCCCCACUGCUAAGAAGGCCCUCUGCAGUAUAGUCUCCUCAAGGUAAACAAUUAAAAAUGAAUGAACAGAUGCAACAAUUAUCUGUUGCAGCUGUCUGUAUGUUACUUUUUUGACAGGUAACUGCAUGAUUGAGGGAAACACGCAGGGAAAUGAGUUUUCAAACACUGUAUCCACUACAGAGAAGCUGUUUUUGAUAGCCUCACAAUGUUUACAUUAGUCCUCAGUUCUUCAAUAGAAGGUGAGAGGGAUUUGGUUGGUGAGCAACAUGUAGAAUCAUCAGCAGGCCAUGCACAGCAUCAACUUGCCAAUCAGAGCCAGAUGUUCCUGUACAUGUAAAUAGGUGGGGGGAGAAGACUGAUUUACUGGCUGCUAGCAGUACCAAGGCACUCAAGGAAACCUGAGAAGGCAUUUAUGGGUUUUCUUACAGAUGAAAGAUAGCAACCAGCCUGCCCUCACCCCAGCCUAUUAUCUUCCUUUGCUUCACAGCUUUCUGAUAACACUUGCCCACUCAUACUACUGAAACAGUUCAGGAAAAGGUGAACAGGCAAGCAGACACAAAGAACAUGAUGCUUGAACCAGGCAUUUGACUGACUAGAUGUCUUUCCUCCUAAACUGUUGUUCUGGGCUGCUGUGUUGAUAUUUUGUCAUUGGCUGUAUUGUGGUUUUAUUUUAUGAUUUCAAUGAAAAUUGUACUUCCUAUAACCAUUCAGUAAAGAGGAGACUACAAUAAUAAAUAUAUAAAUACUAACACUCAAGGUGCAGUGCCAAUUGAUGGGGAUAUAUAUGAAAACUUGUCUACAAAGAUGGAUUAUAGUUGAACCAGCAAAAAGGUACUUGCCCCACCUUCCCUUCACUGUUCCCAUGUGGUCUUUCCUAUCUUUCCCAUAUCUCCUUCUUCCUUCAUCUCUCCUUUCCAUGGCCCAAAUGGCGGUGCCUAGUCCCUUAUUUGUUUCCUUGCCUCAGGCCCCUGUUCGAACACACAAUUGCCUUGCACAAGUCCUUCUUUCCCAGGCCAUUCAAUGGACUACUUUAUUUGACCAUUGCUUCCUCUGUACUUCACUUUGUAUGACGCACAACUCCUUUGUACCUCCUUCACAUGGCUCUUGGACUCUGUCCAUUUCCUCUUAUGCCACUUUACCUCAUGUCCCUGCCUCCUUUCUCUCUUCUUCUUAGUCCAACUCAACUGUAGCCUAUCCUUAUGUCUGUUUUUAAAUGCAUAUACUCUGGGAGAUCACGGAGACACAAUGUCCCAUGCUUUUCUGGAUGUACAGGUGGACUGCUCACCACAAAGGCCACACACAGCAUAUAACAGCCUGCUCACCUUGGCAGAUUCUUGUUUAGAAACUUGGACUGAAGUAAUUGUAUCCUGAUUUGUUAAAAAUAUAUAUUUUUUUCUGCUUCAGAUCAACUAGCAAAUAAAAGUUUGUUUGUUUGUUUGCUCUUUUUUAUACAGUUGAUUUGCUAUGCAAUGACAGCAGAUGGCUAUACACCAGAGAUACCGCUUGUGCAUAUAAUUAGAAUAGAAGAUGAUAAUGAUAAUGCCCCAGUGUUUGAGCAGGACGUUUAUACUUUUCUUGUCUUUGAAAACUGUGGAAUUGGUAAUUUUAAAAAUCUUUUCUUUUUUAAAUAAAUCAUGCUUAGUUUAGACAGCAAUAUUUUAAAGUACUAAGUAAAAACUGAGGUGCUGUGAAUUGUAUGUAAGCUCCAUAUUAUUUUUAUUUGCUAUAAUUCUGAGCUUAUAUCUGAGUUCCGAAAAAUAAUAAUCUACAUAUAGCCCUAUUCAAGGAUUCUGAUUCUGGUUGGAGUAAUCAUAUGACAGCCCCCAUCCCCAGUCACACGGGGAUGAGAGGCCUACCUCCAUCUUCAUAGCCAUCAUUCUUGUUACUCUCGAUAGGAGCCAACUCCUAGGGGCUGGGGUGUGUGUCUUUGCUCCCCUAGUAAAAUAUUUGAGGGGGUCAGGGGCCCCUAAGGUUUAUGGGUAUUGCCAUCCAAAUGGCUUCCAUGCAACAUAUCAUGUGAAACGAUUAUGCAGGGCAUAAUUCAUUCAAGUUGGCACCCCCUGUUGCUCUCCAUGAGUUAGAGGGCAACUGUGUGAAAUGGGGAGCCUUCUAUACUUGUGGAGCCUCCCCAUGCAUUUUAAAAUACUGAUUUUCCAGGUGUCUACAAGCCCUACAAAUACAGUAGGUUCCCUGCUUCCCACAAUUGCUCUCUAACCGAUGAGAAUGAUGAUGAGUAAGCAUGAUACUGGUAAAUUCAUCUCCAGAGUGUACCUGCUCCCCAAAUGAGUUGUUGCUAUAACCAGCAGGAGAACUUCGGCUUCUCAUCAAAUAAAGGGUGGUGAACCACUGUUCAGCAAUGCAGUCCUAAAAUAACGAACUUCACUGUUUAUGCAGUAGGAAGUCCCCAACAGCGGGGGAAACCAAUCUGUUUCAAAUAAGAAUAUAGAAAGAUGCAUAGACAGAUAUAUCUGUUUCGUUGAUCAAAUGUUAAGAACGGUUAUAUUUCUCUACAGAUGUUUUAAAAUAGGUAUACUUAGGUAUACAAAAGUGAUUUUUUUAAAAAGCAUUCUGACAUAUAUGCCUGGAUUUACAUGUUUAGAUUAAGUGAAAAAUCACCACAUCUAAAUAAUUAUUUUAAAACUAUCUUAUGAAGGAAAGCUGGAAAUUUAAAGAUGAUGUUUUGUACAUACAGGGACGCUAGUUGGACAAGUGACUGCAACAGACAAUGAUGAGCCAUACACCUUACAUACGGAAGUGAAAUACAGAAUUGUGUCCCAGGAUCUUCAAAGUUAUCAGAAUUUAAGGGUAUUUGCUAUAAAUCCAGAUUCAGGUUCUAUUACGGUGGUAACAUCACAUCUGGACAGAGAGGUAAAUUUCCUGUGCACCUAGCCUUUAUUCACAUGCCGAAACUCUGCUAAGAAGGGCAACUUGGAGCUUUUUAGAGGAAAGGUAGAUUAUAAGGGAAAUAAAUGGGUACAUCGCCAUGCAAUUGUUGUUUAGGAUCAGAAUGUGAAGUCAUUCUUGCUCCCUUUUUAAAAAAACAAGGAGAUGUGUUUGAUGUUGCAAACAGAUCAUUUAAAGCAUUUAUUUCUCAUAAUGCUAUUUUGUAGGCUCAAACAAUGCCAAGCUGUUUUUUUCAAUGCAGCAUCCGCCAUCUUGGUCAAUAUUAUACAAACGUGUAACUAUCUGAAGAACUGGGCAGUCCCAUGGUCUCUGGUUUUCCUUUUCAUAAAAUCCUGGUGAUUUUAAUCAGAACAGGGAAAUUAUGUUUAUAUAUUCCUUUUAAUGCAGACAACACCAGAGUAUACGCUACAAAUUGAAGCAAGAGAUAUGGGAGGCCAGGAAUUCGGUCUGUGCACUACAGCAAAAGUUAUAAUUACAGUUGGAGAUGUAAAUGACAAUGCUCCACAAUUAGAACAAAAUGUGGUAAGUUUGUUAUUGUUAAAAUUCAACAGAGCUUUAAAAAAUGUGGGUACCUCCUGAGCAGCCAGUAUUUCCUAUGGUGUAAAUGUAAUCAUAAUAAAUGUUAAAUUGAGGAAAAAUACAAUUAUUUGCAUUUUAACUAUAGAGAAUUCCUUCCCUGGCUAUCAGGAUGGAAUAUGUAUUUACAGAAUAAUUGCCCAGACUAUUCUAUUCCUCUUAAUCUUUCAAAAGUAUAGCUUUGUUACAGUGCAAUCCUAUAGAUAUCUGCCCAGAAGCAUGGCCUAUUAAAUUCAGUUGGGCUUACUCACUGGUACAUGAAUAUAGGAUUGCAGCCCAAGUCCCUAAGUAGAAAAGUAUGUGUUUAACAGAUUCUACUCUGUUAGAUGCAUGAAGGGUUAACCUCAGUUUGCAGCUAUAUAGACAUGUGGGUAAAAAAGAAGAGGUGGGAGUGGAAUGCUAUUACCAUGUGUGGCCAGGAGGCCACCAAAACAAGAGAUACGUGUGUCCUAUUACUAUGGUAACUAAGAUACAAAUGCAAACAAGGCAUAGAUGCAAACAAAUUCCCAUCCUAGGGGUAAAGUAUCAACUCAAGAGUGGAUGUGGUCUAAUCUCCAAAGAUAAUGAACAGGAAAUUAAUAAUAAAAUGGUACCUUGGGUUACAGACGCUUCAGGUUACAGACUCCGCUAACCCAGAAAUAGUACCUCGGGUUAAGAACUUUGCUUCAGGAUGAGAACAGAAAUUGUGCUCUGGUGGCAUGGCGGCAGCAGGAGGCCCCAUUAGCUAAAGUGGUGCUUCAGGUUAAGAACAUUUUCAGGUUAAGAACAGACCUCCAGAACGAAUUACGUUCUUAACCCGAGGUACCACUGUAUACGUGAACACCAAGGGACAAUCACAUCCUGUAGUGAGCUAGCCAUUCCCAAUUGUGGCUCAGUUCAAGUCUGGUAGUGUCAGAUCUGCACAAGGCUUGAAACUCUGCAGCUUCACCACUGGAGUUAAAGUAUUUUAUUGUUGCUUUUGGAAAAUCAUUUCACUGUUCUAGAAGUGUUUAUUAAUUGCUUAUUUGAAAACUUCAUUUCAGUAUGAAGUGAAAAUAUAUGAAAACGAAGAAAAUAUAGAAAUAUUGUGCAUUCCUGUAAGAGAUAAUGAUGAACCUGGGACUCCUUCAUGGUUGGCUGAAUUCACAAUUAUAAAAGGAAAUGAAGAUAAUGCUUUUUCUAUGAAUAUUGAUCAAGAGAGAAAUGUUGGGUGUUUACUUGUUUUAAAGGUAAAUGCAGAUGGGGAAAAAUUACCUGUGGUACAAAGGUAUAUUACUAAUGGGAAUCAUCUAGAGUUUUUUUUUUGAAAUUAUUUGAUGGUAUGCAACAUAAUUUUAAGCCCUGAAAGGCUGUUCUUGAAAUGUUAUAUUUGUAACUAUUUUCCAAGGGUUCCCAAGCUUGAAAUGUUCCCCUAAAGGAAAUUUAUCCAUGGUUUAUGCAAUUUGGGGGAAAUAAGCAAGUAUGAGGAAAAGGAAGGGUGGCAAGAAACUUAAUGAAAUUGCAAAAUACCAAUUGAUAACCAUUGUGUGGAAUCCAAAAGGUGUCAUUCCACUAAUGGAAGGAAUUCACUAUACCAAUAGGGAGGCAAUUUUUGAAGACUCCCUAUGCAGCCCACAUCCCCUUAAUCUACUCUGCAGGGUCCCUGGCCAGAGAAAUCACCAAAAAAUUUCCCCCUCCCUGUUCUGCUUAUGCAUGUCUUCUGUCAGCAGAGUGACACCCAUUGGAUUCCACACAUUAUUUUUACCAUAUUUGUUCAAAGUUUAUAACAGCAACCCAGUAAUAAAUAUUGUGUUAGUUUUAACAGAAAUGUGUUUGUUUCCAGGGACUGGACUAUGAAACUUCCAAGGAGAGAAGAUUAGAAAUUGUUGUAAAUAAUGAAGCACCUUAUAUCCUAGCACCAAAUUCAAGAGCCCCAUCAAGAAACCCCACCACAAUUGUGAUUGAAGUUAUGGAUGUGGAUGAGGGGCCAACAUUUGCCACUGAAUAUAUUAUAACUUUAAGGGAAUCUUUCCCAAAAGGAACAGUGGUUGGAAUCUAUCAAGCAUAUGACCCAGAAACUGGAGAUAGCACAGGCAUAAGGUACACUUUUAAUUAUAACACAGUAAUCUGGUUUAUAGAUUGUGGUUAAAAACAGGGAACAAUUAUAAUUGGUUUAUAUUAUCACAUUGUACUAAUGGUAUACAACCCUCCUAAAAUGUUCUCAAUAGUUACGGAAUAAUAAAUGACCCAUGCAACUGGAUCACCAUUGAUGAAACAGGACAGCUGAUAACCACUACAAUUUUAGACAGAGAUAUAUUAAAUGAGGAAUACAGUCAAUGCAUUGUAACAGUCUCUGCAACUGACCAAAGUGAGUAACAAAUGCUUGUAAACUGCUGAUUAUGCCAUCUACAUAUUUGCAGUAGUAUUUUGUAUCUUUCUUUUAAACCACAGUGUUAAAAGAACUCUAAUCCUAUGACAUCAGUGAGCUCACAAUAUGGAUAUAAAUCAUGGUUCCAUCUGUAUUUUAUAUAUAAUAAGCUUGCUACCGUGAAGAAAAUGAAAUAACAGAAAAACCCAGUAAACUGAAUCAUAAAAAGGUUAAAUUAAAUAAUACCAAAUCCACAUAUAUUGUACUUGUUUUAUGAAUGCAAUUUUAUCAAUUUCAUGCUGCUUAUUUUUUCUGAAUGGCAGUACAGACAUUAUUGCGAAUAAAUAUUUUGAAAUCUUGUUGAUAAUUCAGUAAGUGUUUAAAAAGAGCACUAAAUGGUAAAAGGUAAAGGACCCCUGGAUAGCUAAGUCCAGUCGAAUUCGACUAUGGGGUACGGCGUUCAUCUCCACUUUCAGGCCGAGUGAGCCAAUGUUUUUCUGAAGACAGCUUUCCGGGUCAUGUGGCCAGCAUAACUAAAUGGCUUCUGGUGCAAUGGGACACUGUGACAGAAGCCAGAUUGCAUGGAAAUGCUGUUUACCUUCCUGCCACAGCGGUACCUAUUUAUCUACUCACCCUUGUAUGCUUUUGAACUGCUAGGUUUGCAGAAGCUGGGACAGAGCAAUAGGAGCUCAUUCCUUCACACAGAUUAGAACUACCAACCUUAUGAUCUGUAAACUCAAGAAGCUCAGUGGUUUAGACCACAUUGCCACUGUAUCCCCCUAAAAAAAGCACUAUUCCCCUCCUAGCCCUGGUUUUUGCUGUUUGUUUAAGUGUAGACCCGGAUAGGAAAAACUUAAUUCAGAUGUUUUUUUCUAAACUUAUUCACUUGGUAAAUUGAUACCAGAAAGGUUGCAUUUUCCUCAGAGUCGUAUGCCAAACUCCAUCUUCUGUUGCUGAAUUGAAUUCCUAGUUUGUUGCCCUGUUGCCACAGAAAUAAGUCUAAAAGCUAGCUUUAAUCCAUGAGAGAGAGAGAGAUAAAAAUUCUUAUAAUUUCCUAUAUUUGGGGCAGAACUUUUUUCCACUACUACAUAUUUGCACAGAUUAGCUGAAGCCUGCUACUGUGACAGUGUGUGACUAUUUACAGCAUUAAAUCAUGAAAAACUUCCAUUUUCCAGGUGGUAAAACAGGCCAAGGGAAAAUUGUGAUAAACAUCAUGGAUGAGAAUGACAAUUUCCCAGUGAUUACAACAAAGAAUUACACCAUGUGUAAGGACAAAACACCAAUUUGUAUUACGGCCUUUGAUGCCGAUCUACCUCCUUACACUGGACCUUUCCAUUUUGAAAUAGAGAAUCGAAUGGGCUUAACAUGGAGGUUAACACCAAAUGAUGGUAUGUACAUGGUUUUCCCUGUCCCACUUCUGUAAUAAUAACAGUAGCUAAGAGAACAAAUAAUGUAAAAAUGUUCAUCAUUGCACAAUUUGUUUUUCAGAUGAAUCAGCAUUGCUUUCACCCGUGGAAGAUAUUGACUAUGGCUAUUAUAUAAUACCUGUUAGGAUAUAUGAUAAUGAAGGUAACAGUGGAAUAAGUGAAAUAACAGUUCACUACUGUGACUGUGAAAUUCCAAGUAAUUGUUCUGAACGCAGCACAGUCGCCGCUCUGGAGAAUGGGGCAAUCCCUGUAGAUCGCGUUCCAUAUCAAGCAGAAUCUGCUUUUGGUCCCUGGGGCAUUGCUGCAACAGUCCUUGGAUCAGUAUUAUCACUGUGUAAGUAUAUCUCUCUCUUAUAGAUGAUAUACAAAAUGAGCCAUUAACUCCAGUCUGUUGCAAAACUGCUUCUCCCUUGACUCUUCCUUGGAGUUCUAAAUGUUCACUUAAGGUGGCUUAGUCCCAUGUUUGUGUAUAUAGGUAUGUUAAAUGGAAAAUGCACAUAGCCAGGUGCCAUGGAAAAUGUGCACAUGUCCACGAAGAUGGAAUUCUGCACAUUUCCUGGUCAAUUUGUACAAUCCACAACAAGCUUUGGGCAUUGCGCAUGUAUCAACUACAUUAGGUAUGUUCUCUGGCCAAUAUGCAUUAUCUCCAACAGGCCUUGCAAAACGUGCAUAUCUCAACUGCAUUCUGUACAUACAUGCUGACUGUUUGCUGUUUGGGAGAACUAGGCCUCUUUUCCAGAGCUAUCAAAUCUUCCAGAGGAAGAAAAGGGAGGGGGGAAUGCCCUGAAAUGAAAAAUCAUCCAUAGCAUUUUAUUAUUAGUCGUAUUCAUUAGAUUUGUACACCACCCUUCAUCCGUAGAUCUCAGGGUAGUUCACAGCAUAAAAAUACAAGCUAAAGACACAAAUAAACAUAAUAAGAACAAGAACAAACCAAACCAAUAACCUCCUCCUGCUCCCCCAAAAACAUUUAAAAGGCUAUAGGAUGUUAAUCAGCCAAAGGCUUAGUUGAAGAGGAACAUUUUCACCUGGUGCCUAAUGGUGUAUGAUGAAGGUACCAGCUGAACAUCCCUGGAGAGAGCAUUUCACAAAUGGGGAGCCACCCUUUACUUUGAUUAUUGUAUUUACUUCUCCAGCCCCCCACUUCCUGAGGUACAUGCCGGCCUCCGAUGCUAUUUGCUUUAUAGAAAAUAUGUAACAAUUUACUUAUUAAAUUCAGUUCCCUUCAUGCAUGACUUUGAAUCACAUAAUUAAAAACUAAAGCUCAGAUUAUGUGUAUUUCUUUCUACAGCGGGGAUGAUGGUACCCUGUGGUUACUGGCUCCAUAAAAGAAAUUCCAAUACUGAAGAAGCGCCUGGAGAAGCACCUGGAGAAGCGUCUAAUAAUGCAGCUUUUGAGAACUUAAUGAUGUCAAACACAGAGGCACCAGGUGAAGAAAUGACAGUAAGUAGCAUUUUUUGGCUAAAAGUUAUGAAGUUCCGUACUGCAUUUGCUUUCUAAAAAGUGGGGUGUGGGUGGGUGCGCACUAAAUAUUAGAGUUGCUGUGUUACUAUAAAAGGGGAAAAACAUGCUUGCAAUGUUUUAUCUUUUUAGUGUGUGUACAUUUGAGCUAACUCCUGCACUGUGGGUGUGAGAGAGCGUGUGAGUGAGAGACAGAGAAGGGUGGGGAUUAGUAAGAAGACUGCUGAGCACCCAAAAAAUUCCAAAACAUAAGGUGGUAUUCAACUAAGUUUUAUUCGGAAUAUACACAUGGAAAUUAAUGAACAUGGCUACGUUUCUGGGUUCAGAAAAGAUUGGGAUUCAUUUUCUUGGGUUUGGAGGUCAAGUUAAGCCAACUCUACUUGCCAAAUAAGAUGGUGGGCAGUAAGUUAGCUGCAGCACUUUAUCAUGGUUAUAAGAGGACCUGGCCUGGUGCUGCAAAAUGUAUUUCUGGAUCCUGGAAUGGCAUGCAGGCAAGAGAGUUGCUGAGUUGUGGAGAUAGUAAGGCCCACAAGUUACUGUUUUGAGUUGGUAUGGGAUAUGUAUACAUAAUGGGGAAAAUAGUUGGCUUGGGUUCAGGCCCUGUUUUUCCGAGAAUUCAGGAAUCUUAUCUCCCAAACUAUAGAUGGUAAAAAGAAACUGCUGCUUCUUUUACAAAAUUCUGCUGUUAUCUUUCUUUUCAGGUUCUAAAUAUACUUCCAGUGAGCACACUGAAUACAGCUGUAAGCAUGGGCACAGUUGCAGAGAAAACUGGAAAGCAGGAAAGUUUGGAAGUGAUAAAAGGAGAAGGCCAUCACCCACCAGAAUUGGUCAAAGGUGGAGGAAAUAAACUGGCAGCAUCUUUACAUGACAUCAGAGGGCAAAGCAAACCAGAAUUAGUCAAAGGAGGAGGAAAACUCUUGGCAUCAUCUUUACAUGAUAUUACAGGGCAUCACAAACCAGAACUAGUCAAAGGCGGAGGAAAUAUCGUGGCAGCAUCUUUACAUGAUAUUAGAGGGCAUCGCAAGCCAGAAUUAGUAAAAGGCAGAGGAACUCUAUUGGCAGCAUCUUUACAUGAUAUCAGAGGGUAUCGCAAACCAGAAUUAUUCAAAGGUGGAGGAAAUCACUUGACAGCAUCUUUACACAAUAUCAAACAACCCAUACGGAGUUCCUCCAGAGAUUUGUGCUCACAAUGGCAGGAAUUUACCAAUCCUCAUUUAGCUAAAGUAAGCAUACUGAUACAGAUUUCCCAUGGUUUAUGUUUGGAUUAAUGUUAAGACUAUCCACCGUAGUGUGAUAUAUUUCAGUUAAAUAGCUACAGUUAGUUCAUAUUCUGGAUUUUAAUAUUGGCUGUAGCUCUCUAGUUAUUUGAUACACUUAGGCUGUUUUACUGGAAAGAUCCAUGUUGUUCGUGCUUGUGAGGUGUUUGUGUGGCCCACAAUUAUUAAUUUAUUCCCCAAAAAGAAUCGAAGGUCACUCAUAGCAUACCAUUAAUACAAUAAAAGCUAAAAAUUCAGUUAUAAUACUAAAUAGCAUAAAGCAGUGAGAUAAAACAUAAUCCGUAAAGAUCACAGCAGAAAACAAGUCAAUACCAUCAAUGAAUGCCUCAUACAAGCAGUAUAAAAUAGUAUCAGUCACUUAUCAAGCAAGACAACAUAGCCCAAAGAGUGGGGAAAACCAGACCACCUUCCUUUGGGAUGGUGUUUCAGAGCUUUGGAGCAACUACUGAGAAAGUCCUACCUAUUCAAAUGCUUCCAUUAUUUGAAUGCAGAGCCUAAUGCUGAUGCUCAAGGUAUCCCACAGUGUGAUGUGGAGGCUAAUAAAAGGUAAAAAAUGUAAGGGUAAAGGACCCCUGGAUGGUUAAGUCCAGUAAAAGGCGACUAUGGGGUAAAGAACUCAUCUCGCUUUCAGGCCGAGGGAGCCGGUGUUUGUCCACAGACAGCUUUCUGGGUCACGUGGCAAGCAUGACUAAACCGCUUCUAGCACAAUGGAACAUCGUGACAUAAACCAGAGCGCACGGAAACACCGUUUACCUUCCUGCCACAGCAGUACCUAUUUAUCUACUUGUACUGGCGUGCUUUCGAACUGCUAGGUUGGCAGGAGCUGGGACAGAGCAACGGGAGCUAAUGCAAUCUUAGGUUGCAUUUAUAGCAGCACAGUGCUCGGAAAACAAGAUGAAAGAGUUCCAUUCUGGUCUGCACUAGUCAGGCCAAAUGUGAAGUCCUCUGUCUAGUUCUUGCCAUCAAAAUUUUAAAAGGAAAUUGAUAAAAGAAAGCAAGCCCACAGGUUCUGUACUGCCCAGGAAGGGGGUAUUUUGUUCACUGCCCAGGCAUUCUGUUGAAUGAAGGCUGACAUAAAAGCACAAUAAAUAUUAAUAAAUAGGCGGCUAGAAAAUCCCUUUCAACCCAGUGAUUCUAUCCUGUGUAGUAUGGGAUAGAUUGACACAAGAAGCUGAUCAUUGCCUUUAAUAAACAGUAUGCAAACUGCAUUGUUAUGCUUUAUAGAAAGGGACUUAAAUAGUAUGAAUCAUAUACAUGAAUUAUAUUCUUCUUUGUAUGCAGGAACCAGUUAGAAGCCCUGAUUUAUGUUUAGGUGCAUUUAAGAAAAUGGUUAACAUGUACUUUCUUUGCGUGCAGAAGGUGUUUUUGUGCGAACAGGAGGAAGAACGUAAACGUGUCGGCGAAUAUGUACAUUCAUAUAAAUAUGAAGGAAAAGGAUCGCUGGUUGGUUCCCUAAGCUCCUGUACUGGCGAGUCAUCAUCAGAAGAACUUGAGUUUUUAAAUGAGCCGGAGCCUGCUUUUAAGACAUUGGUUGAAGCCUUUGUAAUGAAGAAGCACGCUUCCAUUGGUUCUGAAACCCACCUGCACAAUUCUACAGGAAGCUAUGUGCUAACUUCCACAGUUGGAGGCAGCAAUGCUUCUGAAUACCAGCUACUGGAAACCACAGGACAGAAGAGUGCUCUUGUGCCCAGAACGUGCUUGCUGGUUUCCCAAAGGCAACUUGUUGGCCACUGUGAGAACACGAUGCUGGAGCAGAUGGGCCAUUGGCCUGAUCAAGCAGGCUCAUCUUAUCUUCUUAACUCCAUUGAAAUGAAUUAAUGUUCUUGUACCCUCCCAGUUCAUCCCAAUAGGUUUUGAUAAGGAAAGCAUGGCCUACUGUAGGCUGUCCCCAUUUACAUGUCUCUCUCUCCCCCCCCAUUUUUUAUUUAAGUAGGCUCUAAAAGAGUUGAUUUAGUGGGGUUUUUAAAAAAAAUAAUUGAGAUUCUGAAAUUUGACCUAACUGCACAAAACAGUUUUAAGCUCAGGUGCUUAAUUUUACAUUUUUAACAAAAUGUAGUUUCAUUCUUAUCUUUAAAAACACCCUUUGGAAACAGUAACAUUCUAUUUUUUCAAUUUCAAUAUUAUCUGUCACAUGUCUGAUAAAUAGAAAAUAUUGGUUUAGCUUCUCUUUUCAAAGACUUCUAGUAAUAACUAUGAAAUGCUACUGGUGUGCAUGUUAAAGUAUUUUCUUAGUUUCUUACUUAUAUUAAUUGCUUAUUUAUAUUCUUUUAAUUUCUUACAUAUCAUCUGUGUACUGGGUUCUGAACUAAGGUUCUGAACUAAGCCAGCGCAUAGUUGCCUAGGAAGUCCAACUGAAAUCAACACAACUCAUGUGCAUAACAAUGUACUGGAUACAACCUUUAGAUUUUAUAGCCUGAACUGUGGAAAUAAGAUUAAAUUGGAAAGCAGCACUAGUCCACUAGCAAAUAAAUGCCAUUAAAAGCCCUCCAUACUUUAUCUCUGUCCACACAGCAGUUGUAAGCAUAUAGGUUCUCCAUUUAUUUUUCUGUAGCUCCUCCUGCAAUGAAAUGAAAAAUAAAGCCCUCAUGCCAUGUGUGUAUGAGUGCAAAUAUGUGCAAACGUCACAUGCUAUUUGCCUUUCAGAUCCUUUUUCACUCUUGCCUCUGGCUUCUGUCCACCCAGCAGAGCUCAUCAAUAUGUUGAAACUGCAUAUUGAUUAGAUUAUAUGGCUUGGGGCAAGCGCUUGAAGAAUCAUAGCAAUAACAAGGACUACUGAUAUGUCUAAAAAUUUCCUGGUGCUAUAUUUGGUAUCCUGCCCACAAGGUAAUUGAACCUGAGCAUAAAAUGAAGAUCAGCUAACCAAGCAAAAAACUAAAUUUCAGAUGCAUUAUGUAUUUUCUAACACACACACACACAACAUGGUAAACUGAGGUUAAGAGGCCAUGAAAUCAAAUUCAAAAAGUUUUGAAUGCAAAGCUCAGGUCAGUGAAUACAUCAGUCUUUGCCAACCUUGUGUUUUCCAGAUGUUUUGGGCUACUACUAGUUCCCAUCAUUCCCAAACAACACUGAUGGGAAUCAUAGUCAAAACAUCUGGAGGACACCAAGUUGGCAAAGAGAAGUAUGCAAGACUGGCAUAGCAACCUUUCAUAAAUAAUCUUUCUUAAUAUUCCAAUAUUCUCAAUUUUAUCUAAGCUUUACCAAAAUGCAUUAAGGCUGUUUCCAUACACUUAUUCCAGAUAUCAGUGCUGUUCUGGAUUGAAAUUAAAGAGAGUUAUUGA
Messenger RNA from Podarcis lilfordi (Lilford's wall lizard), 54170 nucleotides. NCBI's taxonomy places the organism in Eukaryota, Metazoa, Chordata, Lepidosauria, Squamata, Lacertidae. The record is from the annotation of a GenBank genome assembly.